Messenger RNA from Podarcis lilfordi (Lilford's wall lizard), 60114 nucleotides. The record is from the annotation of a GenBank genome assembly. Lineage: Eukaryota; Metazoa; Chordata; Lepidosauria; Squamata; Lacertidae.
AUGCUCAAGGGCAUUCCUCUCUCUAGGCUUGCCACUGCUGCUCCACACCUUCUUGCCAGACUUGUGAGGAAGCUGGAUAAAGAGGUGACUAGCAGCCUUACAGGGGAGGUAGGGAAGGCAUUUGGGGAGUCAUUGAUUGGCAUGGAGGGUGCUUUGAAAAAUGCAGGCUGCUGCACAUGCUUUUAGUUGGGAAUUAAAAGAUCACAUUUUGUUUGAGCUGGAUCCUCUGAGCGUGGCACAGAAGACAAACUUCUCCAGCAUCCCUACUGCUUGGUCACUGGUGAUGUAGGGCCACAAUCAGAAGAAAUCUUUUUCACAUAUUUACCAGCUCAUGCCAUAUUCUGCACCUGGUAUUUUGCUUUGAGGUGAAAGGAGGCUUUGUCUGGUGCCAGACAAAAAAGAGCUCACUGCACAGAAACACGGGACUGGGCUGGCUUCUCACAUAUGAGCUGCCGUCUAUUGUUUUCACCAUGUAAUGGUUUCACCAAGCAUCAUGUAAUGCUUACUAAACAACACAGUACUUGCUAUACUUUUUAUAUAUGCUGGAAGCCACCCAGAGAGGCUGGGGCAACCCAGUCAGAUGGGCAGAGUACAAAUAAAUUAUUAUUAUUAUUAUUAUUAUUAUUAUUAUUAUUAUUAUUAUCUUGCUUUGCAUAUGUGAACUGUUCACUUGAUCAAGCAAAAGGCUUUUUGAAGCAACUUUUUGAUAACUAUGAUAUUCUCUCCUUGAUAUAAUUAGCACCGUCUUCUGAAUCUACAGAGCCAGUUUUUCAACAGAAUAGGAUAAAAUGCUGUAUCAUCAUUGAUUUUGGAUGCCCCGGUUCCCCCCUCUCCCCAUCUCUUCAUUUGAACUCUCCUCAGCUGGGAACUUGUUCAGCCUGCCUUAAUGAAAGCAGCAUAUUAACUCGGCAUCAAAAAUUAAUUAUUUGAAGCUGGCGUCUUAGGAUGAGUAGAGCAAAUCCCAAACACCAGGAGGAGCCAGAGAAGUUUCACAAGCUUUUAGCGCCGCACGUUCGCUCUCCCCCCUUCUUGGCGAGGGAGAGAGAGAGAGGAAAGUAAUGACAAUUGCAAAAGCGGCCUGCGCAAAAUUGAUUUCCCUAAACUGGGGCAUAUGUGGAUUAGAGCUAGCCUGAGGUAGCAGAGUCAUUUCUGUCAAGCAGGGGAUGGCAAGAUUAUCACUAACCUGAAAGGACAGCUCAGUAGGAGCUGCCAAUUACACGUAAUGUAUGGUGUGUGGGUUUUUCCUUUAAUUGGGGAAUCGCUUAAAAAAAAAAGACAACAGAGAAAUCAUAGGAAUGAGUAGUGAACAUCAUAUCCCCUUCAACAAUCUAUGGGAGAGAGUCCUGCAGGAGACUGUGGGUAGGGAGAGGAACUUGAUAGAUAUUUCUUUGUACACCAAAGCCUCAUUAAAACUUGUGAUGGGAAGAUGAGCUGCUUGUGCGUAAAAUCGUAUUCCCUCAGAGUUUGUUCAAGUCCACAAACCUCUGUCUGUGACUGAGCCCCUCUGACAUGGCUCCUCUAGUCACUAGAAGAUUCCGACAGUGGUUGCUUUCGUAAUCGCUUCCAACAUAAAAGCUCCUUAACGGAAACACGUCUUCUGGACUCUCUGCGUGACAGUUUCCGGCGAGGAGUGGGUGUCCCUACAGGAGGUCCGGAAACCUCACCACUGUUUUCGCUGGAAGUAUCUCUGAGCCAUCCCCCCAGCUCCCUGUCCCUCAGUACAGCUUCUCUCCCCCUGCUGGUUUCCUCUUCAGCUGCUGAGUCUCUUCCAACCUGUCUGAGCCCUUUCACCUCCCUCAGUUCAGCUUCUCUCCCCCUGCUGGUUCCCUCUUCAGCUGCUGAGUCUCUUCCAACCUGUCUGAGUCCUUUCACCUCCCUUCCUUCCGAUGGCAGUUCCCUGACAUCCACCUCCCCUCCAGGGCCCCCUUCACCCCCUCUCGCCCCCUCCUCUACGGGCGGUGAGGAGGCAAAACCCGGAAUGAACUUCCUUCAUCUUCCGAUGUCUCGAACACUUCUCUCCACCUGUUGCGGUUCCUGGUCUCGAAGCACUCCUCCUCCUCCGAGUCCAUCUCCCCUUCCCCUUCCGAUUCUGGGAAUCCUUCCAACUCCUCCUCCUCCUCAGUGGUCCCAAAGUAUUCCCUCCGGAACCUCUCCACAGGCUGAGGUUUCCUCGGGAACCUUUGAUGGAACGUUUCUAUCAAUACCUCGUCAUUGAUAUCUUCGGCCAUUACCCACGUGUUUUCUGACUCCGGUUCUCCUUCCCACGCUACCAAAUACUCCACCUGAUUCCCCUUCCACCUGGCAUCAAGGAUUUCUGCCACAUGACUGCUGCAUUCUCUUUCUUCUAUGACCGGUCCCCGAGUGGCCAUCCCUUCUCGUCCCCUCGUACGGUGACAGUAACGACCUGUGAAAUACUGGGUGCAGUUUCAUGUGGUUGGGUAACCGGAGCCUGAAAGCCACUGGGUUGACCUGUUGAAUGACCUCAAAGGGACCCAACCUCCUGGGUCUUAAUUUCUUACAACCUCCUUUGAACGGCAACCCUCGGGUUGACAGCCACACCCUAUCUCCAACCCUUAUGGUUUCACCUUCCCUUCGGUUCUUGUCUGCCUGCCUCUUGUAUUCUUCCUUCGCCCUUUCUAAGUUGAGUUGGAGCUGACGGUGGAUUGCUUCCAUUUCUUCUACAAAAUGCUCGGCUGCCGGUACGCUCCAUCUCUCCCUUCUCCCCUGGGAAAGCCCUGGGAUGACACCCAUAAUUAGCCAAGAAGGGGCUCAUCCCUGUGGACACAUUCUCGGCAUUGUUGUAGGCAAAUUCCGCCAGCGCCAACUUUUCUACCCAGUCAUUCUCUCUGUCAUUGACAUAACACCUCAGGUAUUGCUGGAGGACACCGUUUGCUCUUUCCGCCUGCCCGUUGGUUUCAGGGUGCCGGGCAGUCGAAAAGUUGACCUCCACCUGCAGCAAGCUCAUGAGCUUCCUCCAGAACCUGGAAGUAAAUUGUUUUCCUCGGUCUGAGACCACCCUCAAUGGCACCCCGUGCAACCUAAAAAUGUGUUCUACAAAUAACUUCGCUGUCUCUUCCGCCGUGACUGCAUGCGAGCAAGCUACAAAGUGGCACAUCUUUGUUAGUAGGUCUACCACCACCAUGAUGGCUGUUUUCCCUUUGGACUUCGGCAGAUCAGUCAUAAAAUCUAUCGACACUGCCUCCCAAGGUCGUUCUGGUGUUGGUAAGGGUUCUAAUAGCCCCGCCGGCGCCCGCCUUUCCCCUUUGGCUCGCUGGCACUGCUCGCACCCUCUUACAUACUCACGUACAUCCUCCCUCACCUUAGGCCACCAAAAUUCCCUGGUGACCAACCACAUGGUUUUGUGUUGCCCAAAAUGCCCCGCCGUGGGGCUGUCAUGCAACUGCUUGAGUACCCUCCCCUUAAGUCUCCUUCAGGGAUAUACAGUGCCCCUUUGUAAUACAAAGCUCCAUUUCUUUCCUCGAAACCCCUUGAUUCCUCUCCCUCAUCCCUAAGACCUCUGAGCUUAUUCUGGGCGUAUUCAUCAUUCUCUGUUUCUUCUACCAGUUCUCUUUGUCCCACCAAUGCCGCCCCACACACCCAGCGGUCCUCUGGAAUGACAUGUCUCUCUUCGGGUGCUCCCUCCCCUCCAAAUAUUCAGGUUUGCGUGAGAGAGCGUCCGCCCUAAUGUUCUCUGGGCCUGGCACGUAACAAAUCUCAAAGUUAAAUUUGGAGAAUUCCUGGGCCCACCUCACUUGCCGCUGGUUGAGCACUCGUGCCGUCCUCCAAUACUCUAGGUUCUUGUGGUCAGUGCACACUUGCACCUUAUGUUGUGCGCCAAUUAGCAGGUGCCUCCAUCUCCGGAACGCCUCAUGAAUGGCUAGUAGUUCUCGGUCAUACACCGUGUAGUUCCUCUCGGAUUUGUUCAGCUUUCGCGAAAAAAGCACACGGUCUCCACUCUGACUCCUCCUUCCCUGGCUGGAGAAGCACCGCCCCAACCGCUCUGUCUGAUGCGUCAGUUUCCACUCUCAUCGGUUUUUGUAAAUCCACAUGCAGGAGCUGUUGUUCCGAGGCGAAGGCCCUUUUAGUUCCUCAAAUGCUUGCUCCGCCUCCUCCGUCCAAACGAACUUCUUCUUACUGCUGAGACAGUCCGUAAUGGGCGCCGUCAGGUGGGCAAAGUUUGGGAUGAACUUACGAUAGAAGUUCCCAAAUCCUAAAAACCUCUGCACAUCCUUCCUUGUUUUGGGUGUUUUCCAUUCCAGUACCGCCUGGACCUUGCCGGGAUCCAUGGCCAACCCCUUGUCAGACAGGCGAUACCCCAGGAAUUCCACCUCCUUGGUAUGAAACUGACACUUCUCCAGUUUCACCCACAGCUGGUUGGCUUGCAGCCUGCUCAACACUUCUCUGACGUCUCUCACAUGCUGCUCCUCAUUCUCAGAAUACACCAACACGUCGUCUAAGAAGGCCACACAAUUCUUGUAAAGCAACGGCCCCAGGACGUGGUUCAUAAACGAUUGAAAUGUUGCGGAGCCUGCUUGUAGACCGAAGGGCAUAACUAAGUAUUCAAAUGCCCCUAAAGGGGUGAACAUGGUGGUUUUCCAUUCAUCCCCCUUCCUUAUUCGUAUCAGGUUGUACGCCCCCCUUAGAUCCAGCUUGGUGAAAAUCUUUCCCUUCCGCACCCUUGUCAAAAUGUCGUCAAUCCUGGGCAUCGGGAAGGCCACUGGUUCUGACACUGCAUUUAAGGCCCUGAAGUCACACACCAGUCUCGGCUUGUUCGUGUUUUUUUGUCCACAAAAACACUGGGCUGCCCCCCCACCGCCCUGGACUCUCUGAUGAACCCUCUCUUCAGGUUCUUGUUAAUGAACUCUCUUAGCUCCUGCAUCUCUCUGUCUGACAUGGCGUACAGCUUGCCCACAGGGAGCUGUGCCCCAGGGAGCAAAUUGAUUUGACAGUCAAAGGCUCUAUGCGGUGGUAGUUGGUCAGCUUCCCUUUCGCUGAAGACGUCGCGGAGAUCUGCGUAUUGUCGUGGUACCUUCACGUUCUCCGUUACUUCAGUCCCUGCUAGGGUGGCUUGGGCCCCUGCCAAAACCUUUCCCUCUUUGCAGUGUUCUAAGCAAUGUGCUGACCCAAAAGAAACCACUCUUUGAUGCCAGCCCACCAGCGGAUCAUGUAACGCUAGCCAGCUCAUCCCCAAUAUAAUGGGAGCUCCUCCCAAGGUGGCCACAUUAAACGCUAUUAGUUCGGUGUGCCUUGCCACCUUCAUUAUCAUUGGGACGGUCUGCAAGCUGACUUCUCCUCCCAACAGCUCCCUGCCAUCGAUCGUGGUUACCUGCAGGGGUUGCUUAAAGGGAGCGUCUGUAUCUGGUGUUCAGCUGCAAACUCUUUGCUCAUGAAAUUGCAGGAGCUGCCUGAGUCCAACAGCGCCUUUAUCUUUAGAGGGUGUCCGUUUGGCAGCUCUAGUGUCACUUCUAUCACUAGGGCGGGUUUAGGAGGUUCUGGCGUGGGCACUUUCACUGCUCUUUGGCCUGGCUGCUGUGCCCCGACAAUGGCAGCCAGGCGUUGGCUUUUAGUUGCUCCGGUAUUUUUCCUCUCUUCCCUCCACAGCUCCCACCAUCCCUUGCCAUUCCUUCCUCUGGGGGCAGACUCUGGCAAAGUGCCCUGGCUGUUGGCAGAGAUAGCAUUUCCGGGCGCCUUUUCCCUCCUUUUUCCCCCCCUCACUGGGCUUUGAAACUGCGCGCGCGCGCGCUGUUCCGAUUUCCAUCGGCUCAGCCGGCGGGAAAGUUGGCUCUGGAAUGUCUGGAAUGCGGAACUCCUUCCAACGUUCCCCUUUCCCUUCCCGCCUCUCCAAUGCUCUCGCCUCCUGGCGCGCUCCUAUGGCCAGCGCUGAUUUGGUCAGCUGGUCCAUAGACUCCGCCCUGGGCGCCCGGGAAAGUUCAUCUUUCACAGCCGAAGAAAGCCCUUCUUCAAAGAGCAUUUGAAUGGGUUCCGCCGAUAAGUCCCACCCCAAUCUGUGUAUCAGCAUGGUGAACUCAGUCCAGUACUCACGUACAGAUCGGCUCCCCUGUUUGCAAGCCAUUAACUGUCUGCGCACCACUCCCUUUUCAAUAUCGCUGGAAAACAUCAGAUCCAUGGCGCGAAAGAACUUCAUCGUGUCCUUUAGGACGUCACUAUGCGCUGCCAUCAGGGGUCUAACCCAGUCUCUCGCCCCCUUUUCAAGAUGCCCAAUCACAAAAGCCACUCGUGAUUCCUCAUCAGGGAAAUCAUCAAACUGCAGAUUGAGGGCAUAUUGCAUUUCUGUCCGAAAGCUAUGAUAGUCUUUGGGCUCCCCCCCAAAUUUCUGCACCAAUCCUGGUACCUUUCUGGCGAGCUGGGUGGCUUUCUCCCUUUUGUCUGCAUCUUGAGCCCUCCUCUCCUCCAGCCUCGCCGUCUGCAGCGCCAGCUGGACCUCCAACACCCGGUACCUUUCUUCCAGGCUUGGACCCGCUCCAGCCCCUGCUUCUCCGGUUCCUGCUGGGUUGCUCAUUAUGCCUUCUCCUGCACAAGCUGCGUUCAAAGACUGUCGGAAUGCUGUGAUGGGAAGAUGAGCUGCUUGUGCGUAAAAUCGUAUUCCCUCAGAGUUUGUUCAAGUCCACAAACCUCUGUCUGUGACUGAGCCCCUCUGACAUGGCUCCUCUAGUCACUAGAAGAUUCCGACAGUGGUUGCUUUCGUAAUCGCUUCCAACAUAAAAGCUCCUUAACGGAAACACGUCUUCUGGACUCUCUGCGUGACAGUUUCCGGCGAGGAGUGGGUGUCCCUACAGGAGGUCCGGAAACCUCACCACUGUUUUCGCUGGAAGUAUCUCUGAGCCAUCCCCCCCCCAGCUCCCUUUCGCUCUGUUCAGCUUCUCUCCCCCUGCUGGUUUCCUCUUCAGCUGCUGAGUCUCUUCCAACCUGUCUGAGCCCUUUCACCUCCCUCAGUUCAGCUUCUCUCCCCCUGCUGGUUCCCUCUUCAGCUGCUGAGUCUCUUCCAACCUGUCUGAGUCCUUUCACCUCCCUUCCUUCCGAUGGCAGUUCCCUGACAAAACUGAUCCCCUGGUUUUGUUUUAAGGUUUAUUACACAACACACAAUUUCAGAAUUGCUGUAUCAGGAAUUCUUAUAAGCUUCAAAGAAGUGGGGGGAGGGGGCACCUUUAUUCACUCCUCAGCCCCACACAGGUGCGAUAUAUUCUCAUUGCUUUUAUGAGAUUGAGUCAGCUGACAAGGAAUGAGGAUAAAAUAGCUCUCUUUUCUUCUAUUUAAGAGAAGUAGCAAUGUAUCUUUUAUUGAUUAUGUUUUUAUAGAAAUGGUCCCUUGGAAUAUAGAAAGCAUCCUUCAUGCUGUUUCCAGUUCUGUUGGCAAAAAUAAUAAUAUUGGCAUCUGAGUUUGAAAGUCCUGAAACUGAUCAUUGUGUAGAAUCCCCCUGUGCUCUCUCUCUCACACACAUACACACUUCCACAAUAUAGCUUUAUUGUCUAAUGCCCCUGACUAAGCUGGUGUGCACAGAGCAAUAUAUUUUGUUAAUCAAGGGUAACAGUCACUCCAGCGUUUGGGCUCUAAAGGUAUAGGGCAUGGGAGACCCAGGUUGAAACCUCCACUUAGCCAUCAAGCUCACUGGAGUCACUACCUCAGCCUAACCUACCUCACAGGGUUUUUGUGAGGAAGACGAAUGGGGGGGGGGGGAGAAAACCAUCUAUACAAUUUUCAGGUCACAUAUAAAUAAACACGAAUGUUAUAUGUUAUCUAUGCAAAUAUACUGCAUACAACAGACCAUGUGGCAUUUCCCUUAUUUACCAAACUGAUUCACUGUUAUAUAGUGUGGCAGAUCCCCUAAAGAGAUGUGUUGUAGGAGCCAAAAUGGUGGACAGGCUUAUAAAAUACUUGCAGAAUUAUACCUUGUUUGUACAGCGCCUCUUUGCACUCUUCUGGUUACAUGGUAAACCAAUGGGACAGGAAAACAGAGAGAGCAGAGCAGUAGUUCCUUUCUGUGAAUGCCAUCAUUUUACAUGAGGCUGGUUUAUUUGCGAAGAAAAGAAUUGUUAUUUAGAGAAGGGUAACAUUAACCUGUAUCAUCAUUAUUAAAUCAUGUAAAAUGGCCCAGUUUCUUCCAUUCUUGAAACAGGUACCUGAGUUUCCCUAUCAUGCACACCCACAACCCUCUGAUAGCUUCAAUUUUUUUUUACUUUUUUAUUUUUAAGACAUGAGGAACAAGCAACAGAGCAAUGACAAGGGCUGGCCUGCAGCCUUUAUAUCCUGUGUUGAUUGUUCUCUGUUCUGGGUUAUCCUUUGGAGCUCAUGGGCUAAGAUGGGGAACCUGUGGCCCACCAGGACUCCAACUCUCAUCAGUCCCAGCCAGCAUGACCAAUGGUCAGGGAUGAAGGGAAUUAAAAUCCAGCAACAUCUGGAAGGCAUCAGGUUCCCCGUCCCUCACAUAAGCUUUUAAACAAUGUCAGCACCACCUAUAUGUAGAAAACGCAAGACUUCCUCUUGGGUUGAACCCAUGAACAGAACCCAGCAGGAAGUCUGGAAGCUGCUCAUGGAAAGACCAUCCUUGGGGAAAGCUGUAAAGUUACAUGGAGUGCCAAUGCUAAUGUAAUUACCCCAUGAGUAUGUGCCUACCGCAGGAUCCAUUCAAAAAGUUACCCUCGCAAGUAAUGAACAUUAUGCCAGAAUCAUCCCUCUGUGUCACACAAAGGAGGAAAUGCACUCCCAGAAUAGGAAAUGUAAUGAUGAGCUAUAGCUGCCUUCGCAGGAAUUAUGAGGAGCAAUUUGAAUUCAAGUGCCUUUUCCGCCGGUUACAAAUCACUGCAGAGUGUUAUUCACCAUAAUGCUGUCCAAACAUCAUUUUAUUUAUUGAUGUUUAUUGCUUCUCUUUUGCAGAGUGAUGAGGUUUUGACUGUCAUCAAAGCAAAAGCACAAUGGCCUGCCUGGCAACCGCUAAACAUGUAAGUAGGCAGGGAAUUAAACCUCCCAAAAGAUUUCCUUCUCCGCUGUCCUCUGACAGAAUGCUCUGAAUGUCUUGCCUUCCACCAAAGUUUAUCUCUUUCAAAGAGCAACAGAAAAAAUCCAGUUGAUUAAUGAGUUUCUUUUUUUAUACCAUUAUGUCUCUUUCCAUUUAUCUCUCUAACAAGGGUGUGUGUUUGUGUGUGUGUGUGUGUGUGUGUGUUUGAAGGAGGUGAGUACUAGAUUAGGAGUUUGUUUUACUUACCAGGCACUAUAGACAUAUAUUUGAAUCCUCUUGUGCUCUCCCUGUUCUGAGCAGUGAGGAUAUAGCUGCACUAUAGACUAAAACGCCAGUCAUAUGCAUGCUUACUUUGAAGCAAGUCCAAAUGAGUUCAGUGGAACAUGUUCCCAUAUAGAUGUGUAGAGAAUUGCAGCCAUAAAAUAGGUUAACAAAGGCAGCCUUUGUCUAUUUUAAAGCAAAAAACCAAAAACAAAGGCAGCCUUGGGAAAUCCAAAUCUGUGAAGAUUUUGGAAUCUUCAACAGGAAAUUACUAGUUUCCUUAAAAUUCCCAUGGGGGGGGGUCCAAGUUAAUUUGUGACAUAACAGAUUGUGUUUAAAUGCAAGCUUGUGUUUUAGAAUGUGACCGAUUCUGGAGGAAUAAUAAUAAUAGACUCUGACAUCAUCACAAAAAGUGAUAGAGCAACAAAUAUCCACCAAUUGCCCCAUCAGCUCUCCACAUCAAAGAUUCCCCUGGCUCUUUUAAUUCUGUGCCUACUUCAGAACCAUUGGAUCUAACUCUCUGAAGCUUCCUUGGGUGGUUGAGUGAGUGGAGAACUAUUUUUUCGGAUAUGGAAGAAAACUUUGGUCAAUUCAAACAUGAACACAGCUUUAAUUAAUGAACAUAUGAAAUAGUCAUACUGUGCCUUAGUGUGCAACCCUCUCUUCUUUUUUCCCCAGUCUUCAUUUCCUGAAAAAGCCACCUCCUUUUGAAAUAUCAAACACACUUUCCAGAGUAUAACCCUAGAAAGGACACUACAGGGUUAGGCCCCAUACUUACAUGACCGGCACAUUUCCUAAUGUACUAAUCUUCUAGCACAUUUUCAUCUCCUUCCUUCGUCAUGAAAUAUGUUGCUUUAUUCCACAGUCUUCCUCUAGUCUCAUGAGAUAUGUUUGGCUGUGUCUUUCAUUCAGUUUUCUUUUCCAAACUGGCACAUUUCUAAUGCUUUUUCAUCAGCGCACACAACGAUCCAAGGCUUAUGCUUGAUUUGGUCAGCUGUGGGGCAUGUGUACUUUGGCAUUCAUGCUCCCAAGGCUUUUGCCUAAACUGUACAGCAUUCCCCCCCCCCCACACACACACACCUUAAAUUGUUCUGUGGGCCAGUGGAAAAUUGCCUUUUCUAAGCUUGUCAUUCCAAUGUUUUUCUAAAACAGCAUUUUUAAAAAUAAUUAUAAUAAUGGAAAAUCCAAUCACAACCCUUCUGGUCUUAUUUACUAGGAUGUUUUAGCAGUGAAUAAUUUUAAAAGAAUGCAUCUCUAACCUUUUACUCACACACCUAUUUAAACAUUUCCUAAGCGUAUUAGCUCAUUCUUAUGCUUUUGACACCCUUGUUGUUUAUAGAAUUACUUACUUCAAUUGCCAUGUAAUUACAUUUCCUAUCAGUGCAAACAAUGUCCAACAAGAAAUGAUCCAAAUUUUAGUCAUUUAAAAUUUUAUACCAAGUUUUACUCACUACAGUCAGGACAUAUCUACAUAUUGCUCAUUUUGGGAAUUGGAUGCCCUCAGAAAGCAGAUCUUAUCUCUGACAGUCCUCACACACAGAGGGCCUUCAGAACCGCAACUGCAAAUCCACAGGGGCUCAACCUGCUUUGAGUACAACCAGCUUUCUGUUUUGGCAAAAUGUAGAUGCCCAUCUCAUGACAGUAGUACCCUGUAGUACCCAAGUGGCUAUAUGUUGUGUUCUAGUCCUCCCCCUUGUUUAUGUCUAGAUUAGUUAAUCCCUUUCAAAAUGUCUGCUCAGGACUAAAUUUCCGAAUGUGGUUGUUAAGAAUGGGAAAGGGAAAGGUUGCUGGAGGAGAAUUUCAAAGGCUGUGCAAAAUGUGCAUGCUCUAAUCCUUCUUAAAUCUACAAAACUCUGGGUUAUCUUUCUAUAUGUACCCAUUGGCCCUGAUCCAGACAUUUACACAAGAAUAGCAAGCUGCUGUAGUUUUGGGUAAACACAGCUUAGUGCACAAGGUUGACUUAGGAGAUUCCAUAUAAGGCAAGGCAUGGAGUUACUAGGGUUGUUUAAAGUACCUCCAAUUUGGUUCAGGGCCCAAUUUGGUGAUCUUGAUCAGGUCUCAAUCUGACCAGAACUAAACCAAAAACUCUUGCCUGCAUUGACUCCUCCCCCUCCCUCCAAUGCAUGUUUAUGUCAUGGAAUUCUACUCAAAAUUGAUCCAGAGCAGAUUCCAGCGUAUAGUUAGCAGAGUAAAAACUUAAACACAUUGCAGGAUUCCCAAAAAAUAGGCCAGAGGCAAUUAAUAUUUCAUCCAGCAGAACUUUACUGCUACUGAAGGCAAAUGAGCAUAAUGGUUACAAAUCCAAUACAUUCAGGAUUGGCACUGUCCAUAAGAAAUCCAGUUGCAGCAGACUUAACUUAAACUUACAAUAACUUAUAAUAAGUCUAAACCUAACACUAAGAAUACUAUGUACAGAAUAUCACACCAGAAGGAAAAUAGAUUGAAAGGGAAACCCAGGCUCCUUCUGGCCUCUUAUUAUAGUCGGCAUGACCUUGAAGAAGAGAUAACAGAACCAGUUUAAGCCAGUUGUACUCAGCUUCUCUGAAGGAAUAACCCAGACAUCAUGAACCUUCUGCUUGUUUCUUUCACACAGAGAAGCUUCCAGAACCCUCUUGAAUUAAUUACAAUAGGAAAGAUCUCUACACAUCAGAACAAUACUUUCUUCACUAAGAAAUGAAACUGACAGUUAAAUCCAGGUCUAAACUUGUGGUUGGCAGCAAGGAGAAGGUGGAAGAAGGAGACUUCAGAGACUGGCAGAGACUUUCACCAGCAUUGUCUUCUCCUCCCCUUCUCUCCUUGCCUCUUGACCACAUCCCUUUUUGACAGCCACAGAGCUCUCUAUUUUUAUUUUUUUAAAUGAUAUUUAUUAAGAAUUUUUAAAUUACAGAAAAAACAAAGAAAAAAAGAAGGGAAAAACAAGGGAAAAACAAACAGCAAUCAAACAAUACAAAUCGAUAAAAAUCAAAGUCAAAAAGCAAAAGCAAAACUCAUAACACAUAAAAAUCAAAAAACAAAAAUAAACCACAAAAAUUUAAAAACAGAUCCAAUAUUCCCAAAUCCUUAACUGUCAUUACCUUAUUUCAUCGACCUCCUCACACCUCCCUUUUUUGUAUUCUAGUUAUUAAUUAUCACAGCAAAUCCUUUCCAUUUUUCAUAAUAUUCUGUCAUUAAAUUACCUUAAUCUAUUUUAACCUUAUCUUACUAUAAAAACCCUAAAACUUAAAACUUAAAUCUUAUUUAUACCAAUUUCUCAUAACCAUAGCAUAUUCUUACAUAGUUCUUUGUAACAUUUCUGCUAAAGCCAAAUAAUUUCGUUCCAACAUUUUUCUAAUACUCAUUAAUUUUACAAAACAAUCCUAAAUAAUUUUUUAAAAAACUUUCUUCCAGUCUUCAUCCAACGUCUCUUCCUCCUGGUCCCGGGUUUUGUCAGUCCUUUCUAUCCCAUCCAUCUAGUUCAUUAACCUGGUAAUCUUAUGUCCGAAGCCCUUAAGUCUCUUCCAUGUCCCUUCCGCAGAUCUUCUUCAUAUUUAUACCUGUACUUUACUUUGUCUCCUGCUCCUUUCACUCGUGGAAACUCCAACUUGACAGUAUUUUUGUCCCUUCUCGACAGAUCAGCCCCUUUUCCAUAGUCCACACUGAACUCCAUGUGGUAUUUAAAAGCAUGUUUCAAGGUCCCUCCAGAGUUGAGGACCCCACAACCCCAAACUCCUCACGGCCCAUUGCCAGACUUGAAAAGUCAAAACAUCCCUGCAUAGGGGGGUCUAUCCAGCCCCCCAUCUCCAAGCCAAACAAAACUCUAUCUCUCCAAAUCUGGCUUUUUCCAAGUUCCUUUGUCAGAUCCAACAACUCAUGUUCCUGCUGGGCCACAGCUCCCUCCAUCUCUGCCACCCGAGGUCCAGCAACAACCUCCUCCCUCAUCUGAUCUGUCAGAGCACACUCCUGAGUUGAUUCCUCGGUGGGUUCUAUAUAGAUACUCACUACCUGUCCAAAAUUUCUAAUCGCAACAGUCAUCAAAUCUGUCUUCUCAUGUAACUGUUCCAAUAAAGCACUUGUCUUGCAGAAAGCACACACCAGAGCCUCUGAGUACAUUGUUAUGCAAGGUCAGAAGUCUGUUCCCACGAUCUUAAUCUAUUGCAGCUGCGAAGCUCCCCAGUUCAAAUUUAAUAACAGUUUCACAAGCUCCCUCUAGGGGAAGAACUUCUAUUUGUAUCCAUCUCUUUUUUUUUUAUAAAGCAGAUCAAAGAUUAAAGCAGAACAAAGUUUCCUUUUUCAGAUAUUUUGUCAAUAUUUGUUCCUUUAAAAUGUGAAAGAGAACAAUGGAAUCACUAUGUUUCUCUUCUUUUAACUGUCUGUCAAAAACGUUUGUCUAUAGUCAAUGAACUUCCCAAAAACGUCUGUCCUGACACCCCGCUCCCAGGUUCAAGACGGUGGAAAAUUACUUUUCUUUACACUCUCUUCUGCAGGUUUAAACAAUCCGGAAAAAAAACCCCCUCUUCUCCUGCUUCCGAAGAGGAUUCAGUAAUUUUAGAUGAUGAAAGUUGAUCCUUUACAGACGAUUUUCUAAACUCUAGUUUGCCAUGUCUUUGCUUUAAUCUAUCUACAAGAAACGAAAGGCUGACUUCCUGUUUAGACCUUCCUGCUUCAGUGCCAAAUUAAGAGGAAUUUCUUAAUCCAAUUUUCCGUUCUACUCACAGGUCGUUGUUUAAAGUCCAAUUGUCCAAAUUUAAUCUGCUCACGGGUAGUUGUUUUUGUAGCCAAAUUGUCGCAGGAAAAAGGUAGCGCUCUCCGGCAACGGCUGUGCGGCUUCACUCCACGGAAGAAGCAGUUGACUCUCAGCACCGCACCACUUGCCCCUCUUCGCUCUGGAGCCCGUAAUUGGGUUCCUUUACGAUUUGGGGGGGCGCGAAAGGUGCCCGCCGAGUCCCAUAGUCACAGGCUUCAUCCGGCUGUGAUUUUUUAAAGGGUCCCCGCUUCGCCGUAGCGGAACAGACCCGUUUUCCGUAGAGCCAGUCCCUCCGGAUCAGAGGGAAUCCGCCAUUACCGAUGGCGCCACCCCGGAAGUCGUUCUAUUAUUCAGCCACAGAGCUCUCUAGACAGACCCAACCAAGAAUGAUCCAGGGCUGCCUUGACCUAGUCUGGACAAAUCCCAGAUCUACUCAGAUCAGUUGGAAUGCAGGAUUUGUCUUGACCAGAUGUGCAGACCUAUUCAUUAACCUAUUUCCAUGUGUGGUCUUAUUUCCCCACUCCUGUACAAUAGGCUUUUACACACAUGUCUCAGGAGAUCCACCUGCUUGUAGAAAUCUCAUUUAUGUGCCCAGGCACCACAUCACCCACCACCCCAUCUUGUAAAAUAACCAGUCAAAACUCAUUACAAGAAACAAAUCAGGCCACAACUUUCAUUGAUUACAGAUGGAAGAGGUUUAGCAUACGCAUUGGGUAUAACCAUUGACUUGCCAGAAGUAAUCCAUUUUAGGGUCAACCUGGAAGCGGGGGAGGCCUAUGACAUACAUCAAAUAGGUCAGAGGCAGGCUGUCUUAUAUUCCCCAGGAGUGGACCCAAGUGAAGCCCACAGGCUCUGUUCGGCGUCUCCCCCACAGGCCAGCCCCAUAGCCUGUCCACAGUUGGCCAAUUUGCAGGCAGGCUUGCAUCCACAGCCCUGGAUCGUGGUGGGCAAGGCGAUGACAGCUCGCAAUGUCACCACACCAAAGAUGGUAAGUGGACAUCUGCAAACUUUGCUAGGAAAAAUUGUAUUUCAACAUAUGCAGCUGUGCUUCCAGCUGUCUAAAGAACAGGGAACUUUACCAACGAUUAUAAUUUCUGCACUCAACUUUUCCAUUUUGCCUUAGAUGAUUUAGCAAUGAUUAAAAUGUUGCCUCUGGAUAAAGUAAAAUUAGUCCAUUAUUAUGCAUAACAUGACAAACUAGUUGUGGCAAUAUGCGUUGCUAAUUUUCCACUGACUAAUAUGUAUGGAUAAUGUUCUUAAGAGUAAUCACUAAGCCUGCACCAGGAAACAGAUUUGCCAAAGCAUGGUUUUGCACAAUAUAUAACUAUGUCAAAAUGGAUCACUAUACAUUCAGCAAGAUAUUACUGCUUGGGAAUUAGGCUGGAUUGUGAUGCAUAAAAUAUUUUCACUCGCUGUUUGUAGUCUCCAGUGAUCAUAAAGUUACACUACAGUUGUCAAAAGAAAUUGCUGCCCUAAUAGUUUUUAAGAUAUCACUGCUCAGAAUAAGGAAACAUUUUCUCAUGUGAUGAAAUAUGACUAAUAAUUGUUCCAGUAGUUAUCAUUGAAGUGUCAGUGUUUGCCUGAAGUUAAACUUGUCACUGGUGUAUGGAAAACUGUGAAUGCAUUGCUGGAUUUUUUUUAUACGUUGCUUAAAGAUUAAGCAUCAUCUGUUGUUAUACAUAUGUCAUCAUUCUGAAAAGGUUAUUACGCUUGUCACUCCUAACAUUUUUUAAAAAUAAUAAUAAUGCAGCAGUGGUGUAAAUCUGUUUUUAACUAAUCUGACAUAUGGGAACAAAUAUGGCUGAUUAACCCAUUUUUAUUUUGCACAAAUUGAACUGAACUGAAUGACAAAAAGCACAAAAUCCUGAUGAUCACAUACAGCAGAGCCAUCUACUGUUGCUAUAUAUCAUAAACAGAAAGAGGUUGCUAUCCAGAGGGUCUUCAACAUUGAAAAAGAAAAGUUGCAUUUCUCUGUUCAAAGAUUGCAAGCCUUGCACAAAGAAUUGUCCAGUCUGAGAAGUAGUGUCUCUUAUUUAAACUCUUUUGGCUUCCUUUGACACUCCAGUCAUUUCAUCCGAGGAGAAACUUUCAAGUUUGCUUAAGGCAAAAACUCUGGAUGACCUAGGGUUGUAACUUGUGAAGAACACCAUGGGAAAUUUAACUAGUUUUACUGAAACUUUCUUUGGCAUCCCUAAGAACUCAUUGGACAUUUUGCCUGAGGGGGGGGAAUCAAAUCCACUUCUGAUUUCAUGUUAGGUGAAAUUUCUGUGAGAUGUAUAGGAGGACAAUUAACUGUGCAAAACAGCUGCAGUUUGCAAAACAAAGUAUGUCUAAGUUGAAUUAACUCUGGAAUAGGGCUUUGCCAAUCAGAGGACACAUCAUUAUUUGUCUUACUUAUACGCCAGUGCCUUAUAACUGAAAAUUUAUGAGCCUGCUUCACUAUGUAAGCAACUUCUCUAUGUUAUGGACAUAGGUCGUUACUAUAACAUAGUCAAACUGUGACAGGUAUAAAUGAGUAAAAAUGGUAGGCAUGGUUCUCAUGUAACUUUUUGAUGUGGUAAAGUCACCAUGAGGUGAUGUAACUAUGUAGAAUUCACAAGCUGAAUCUUUUAUUUUAAUACAGCCUUAAAUAGUGUGAGAGAAAUGCUGUUUGCAAUGUUUUCAAAGUCUAGUGUAGAGUAGAUUUUUCUCAGUUUGGAAAUAAUAGUUUUUCACUAUAUGAGAAUGUUCUGUGCUCUACAAUAGGGCCCCCAGAUUUUGUUGGACUACAGCUUAGCCAACGGUGAGGGAUGGUGGGACCCAAGGUGAAGAGCGCUUCUCUCAUUUAUUCACAAUCACUAAAGAUGCAUGUGGUACAAUCACAUCAGGUUACCUUACUAUGUCAAGAGGUAAUGUGGGUCUUAGACUGAAUGUCCGAUUGCUUCACCUAAUGCUUUGCUUGAACAAGAAUGCCGGUGUUCAUCAUCAUCAUAAUGUGGAAGCAUGCCACCCAUUGAGACAUGUCUCUACUUACCAAGUAACUGAUGUAGCAGUUUACCUUAGCAAAAAAACUACGGGCCAUUAUAGGGAAAAUGGGAGGGGGAGCCAAUGGCAUGGAAGAACUCGCAUCCAUUAUAGAGAGCUCUUAGGAACUGACUUAUAGUGCAGUAAAUGAGUAUGAAAUCCAUAAGGCACAGAAAUAUGGUCUGCACUUUUCUUAUUUGCACAGCUGCAUACAGCCUGUCUUUGGGGCCUUUAUACUUGGAUAAAAGGGUUAUCAUUUGAUUGGUUACACCUUUGAUGCAACAUCAUGUUCUUGGCUACAGAAUUGUAUAUAUAUAUAUGGUCAAUCUGGAAUCUUUUUGAAAACCUGUGACCAAAGAUAAGCAAGGGGUAUCCUUCUAAAAGAUAACCCUCAGCUGUCUCAAAAGAUAAGUAUGCCCUGAGAGCAUCUUAACAGAUGGUCACUAAUAUGUGCCGAUGUAGGGAGGUCUGCUUGUUCUUUAUUCAGAAGGCAACUAUUCUGAAUGGCACUCUGCUUUAAGACUUGCAGUUCUGUUGCUAUAACCUUAGAUACCGGAGAAAUUAUCACGACUGAACAAUGUAUAAAAAGAGGAGACUUGCUGAACAGCUAUAUACUUAUGGUAGACAAUACACAUGGUGGGCAUUCAACAUACCAAAUAAGUUAGAAACCCUGUGAUUUAGCUUGGGUAUCUGAAUAUGCCAUCAGUCCCACGUGGCUCCCCAUCUCAAUAUAAUCUUCCAGAAGCAUUACUUGGUUGUCUCCUCCAUCAGUGCACACAUUGUUUGUCCACCGAAACCAGGAUUCUAAUUAAUUUUGAUGGAAUUGAUGGCCACAUUUUCAUGGGGUGCAAGAAUUGAUUCUCUCAAAUGAAAUUAGUUGGAGCAUGUGAGGUAUAUGUUCAGGGCACAGAUUGGCAGGCAUUCAGCUAAACCUUCAAUUGUAGUUUAGAAAUUCUUUGAGCCAUUCAGAUAAAUAAGAGUGAAUUGAUACAUUUCAUAUUUUAUCUAUACAGCAUUGUCGCUUCCAAUAACAAAGGAUUUUUUCCCUUCCAUGUUGAUAGACAAGAUACUUCCCAUGUUAGAAUUAGUAAUGCCAAUGGAGGGAGGACUCUAACAUAGGCAAAAUUGCAUGGGUGCAGCCUCAUCCUAUAGAGGGGGGGCAAUUUUGGGGGCAAGUAUUUAUUAUUAUUAUUAUUAUUAUUAAUUACUUAUACCCCACCCAUCUGGGCGGGUCCCAGCAGAAUAUUAAAAACACAAUAAAACAUCAAACAUAAAAAACUUCCCUAAACAGGGCUGCCUUCAGAUGUUUUCUAAAACUCAGAAAGUUGUUUAUUUCCUUGGCAUUGGAUGGGAGGGCAUUCCACAGGGUGGGCGCCACCACCAAGAAGGCUCUGUGCCUGGUUCCCUGUAACUUCACUUCCUGCAAGGAGGGAACUGCCAGAAGGCCCUCUGCACUGGACCUCAGUGUCUGGGCUGAAUGAUGGAGGUGGAGACGCUCCUUCAGGUAUACUGGUCCGAGGCCGUUUUGGGCUUUAAACACUUUGAAUUGUGCUCGGAAACGUACUGGGAGUAACAUGAAAGUACCAUUAAUUUUGCAAACAUAGCAUCAAUCAAGUCAAGUUUUGUAGUGUACUCCAUAAAGCAAUCUAUUUCCUUCUGAAAAAGUUAGAGGAAAACUAUAGUCAUUUCAUUGAUGAACGUAUUUAUUUUGCUUAAUAGUCAUUUAAAGGAUUUAAAAACAAACAAACCACAAUUUUGCUUUUAAGCUGACCAUACUGUUCUUCUGUUGUGUGAACAAUGAAAAGAACUGAGAGCAGGAUUACUUUGCAUUUCUGAACAAUAUAGUGUUUGGAAUGGUUACAUGUCUCACAGCGUUGAUGUUUAAUCUGUCAUUUAAGUGAGGGACACCUGAAUGCACGUGAAUAUUUUUAAAGACCGAAUGGAGCAGUGGUUGAAUUUUUCUUUACUGUUUCAGAAACAACACUUGCAGAACAUCUGAGCCAAAGUGGCAGGCGGCGUUAUUCAACUUUGCUGCUGUCCUUCAGAAAAACUCUGAGUGAAAUAAAUUGACACCUCAAUUCCCUGCCCUGUUCACUGUUGUUAAUAACAGUGAUGACCCUAGCCUGUAGCAGCUGUUUUCAUAUUCCAGGCUAUACAACCCACCUAUGGCCAUUCCUAAGGGACUCCCACAGGGAAGCAGCCAGGCUUAAUAACAGAACAGCUUGACAGCCAUAGCACAAAAAUGAAGAGCACUUUGAAAAGUGUCCUUAAUUAAUCAACACAUGUCCAGCUGAGGUAAUUAACAAUACCCUCCGUGUUGUUCCUGUUACAUCUCACACUUAGGCUCAGCGUGAAGCUUUAUUUGCCAAGUGUAAUUUUUGUUGAGAUUGUAACUCUCCAGAAACCUGGGGCAUACAUAGUUUCCAAAUGAAGCUACAAAUCCAUCCAGGGCAACUCGUAACACCUAAAACCACUUGGUCAGGAGGGACCAAGGCCAUUGCGAUGCAAGAGCUUCUUCCAGGUGAUCUCAUGCCAUGCCACACCAGUAACAGUGGCCACAGGGGGGCAGUGAAGCUUCCAAAUGGUCAAUACUUUUCAGACACAAAAUUCAAUCAUGUACAGUCAUACCUUGGAUCCCAAAUGCCUUGCAAGUUGAACGUUUUGGCUCCCAAACACCACAAACCCGGAAGUGAGUGUUCCAAUUUGCGAACGUUCUUUGGAACCCAAAGGUCCAACGUGACUUCUGUGGCUUCCGAUUGGCUGCAAGAGCUUCCUGCAGCCAUUCAGAAGCCACCCCUUGGUUUCUGAACGUUUUGGAAGUCGAAUUGAUUUUUUCUAUUAUUUUGGUCACAGACCAGUUCCAGCCCACAUACAAUAUCAAGGAAGUCAUAAAACACGAUAGGGAUACAUUUUAAUUUGCGAUUAGGUAUAACAGGGACAAUACAGAUAUAGCAACAGUUAAAAAUAUAUAAAUUAAAACUUAGUCACUAACAUAUAACCUAAAAUUAUCAUUUAAGGCCUUAAUCAUUUUAAUAGCACAGCUUGAUCCCUAAGUUUUAUGGCAAUCACACAGAAUUUGGCUACCCUUAUCGUGAUCUCAGGAACCUUGUCCUCUACCAGGGAUUUUAGACAUUGAAGUUUGGAUUCAUUUGGAGAUUUUUGCAUAGCAGGGGUAAUAAAUACCGAGCGUAUAUCCCCGUAGAAACAGCAGCAUAACAAAGCAUGAGAGACAGUUUCUACCUCCAUCAAGCCGCAGGGGCAGACUCGUUCCGUGUAUGGUUUACCCUCAAAUCUGCCCUGCAAUAUGGCAGGUGUCAUCAUGAAACGGAUUUCCAGAACAGAUUCCGUUCGGCUUCCGAGAUACCACUGUACUGGAAAAUUUAGGCUGAACAAUAAAGUGGAUUUGGUGCUUUUGUGCGACAACAUGCUGAUGAUGAUUAUGAUGAUGAUGAUGAUGAUAGCAACAAAACAUGUCUGUCCCAAAUAGGUCUCUACAGCCAAGCAGGCACUUUACCCUCCAAUGGUUUGACUUCACCCACAAAGGUGCAUUCCUCCACUGUCUCCUGAGACAGAUGGGUGCCAACCAAUACUUUUUCUAGUACGGAAAGGGAUGGAGAAACACACUGGAAAGUGUGGGAUAAUAAUGGCUUAGCAUGGCAUUGUAUAACCUCUCCACAAAUGAAUCCUCAUUACACAACAGGCAUUGUUUAUUGUCCCCACAAACUUCAUGGCAAGCAAAUCAAGAUAAAUCCUCAGUAAACAGGUCAUCUGGAAGCAACCAAGAUGAUUGAUGUGGCUAUGUCCCAGAUCAGUGUCACCAGUGCUUAGGAGAGGAUUACUACUCCCCCCCCCCCACACAUACACAUACACACACCUUCAUUUCCAUUUGACUUUCACCGAAUGUUGGCUAAGAUAUGUUUGAUAAGACCAACAACGCUUUUAAUUACAUUAGCAAAGCUGGUGAUCAUUUCGCAAGUUUACUUUUGUGAUGCGUUUUAAAAAUGUUAGAAUUUAUAAUGGAAUCAAGGCCCACUCGAAGGAAUGUUUCCUGACACAAGCUAAAGAUGGCAUUUGAAUUUCAGCUUUGUUGUCUAUGUGAGCAAAUUCUGGUGUAGUUUCCAAUGUGUACAGAUGAUAAAAUGGGGGAUUGCAAUUAUAUUGCCUCUGGGCAUCUUGCGGGAGUCCUCUAGUUGCUGUUGCCAAUCAGUUUAACACACUGUGGGCACUCUGUAUAAAAGUACUGUUGCCACCAGCUGUGGGACCCAUGUGACAAGGGUGUUCUGUGAUGAAUAGUCCUAUAAAUCUGAAGAUAUCGUAUUGAAGCCCAUUGUAGUGCUAUGUUGUUUUACUGGGAUUGUAUUGUUUUAAUUAUUUAAUUUCUUAAUGUUUUAAUGGGACUGCUUUAUUGUGUACUUAUUGGUAUUUCUAUUUUAAUGUCUCUGUGGCAGGUUUUUAUACUUCUCUAUAAAAGUAUAACACUUGGAAGCCUAUUCUGACUUUAAGUGAUAUAUAAACUAAAACAAAAACUCUUAUAAAACAUGGUGCCAUCUUUUUCUGAAUGUAUUUGAAGCGUUUCCUGCUUACAGAGCAUCCUUAUUUGGAUUUUCAGUUCAUUGCAUUUCAGAGUCUCAAGGUAGAAAACAAUGUAUUGUUGAAUGGCAACUAAAUUUAAAAACAUCAUAAAUAGAAGAUCCCUUCAAAAGUUGGACUUCUCAUUUGACAUUUACUGACUUGACAUUUACUGUCAAGAUGACAUUGUUUGUUUGUUUGUUUGUUUGUUUGUUUUUAUUAUUAUUAUUAUUAUUAUCAUCAUCAUCAUUAUUAUUACCACCCAUGUUGCAGCAUAAGAAAAAAGAGAGCUCUAAAUUGCAAGAAACAUACACCCUAAAGUCUGACAUACCCUCCAAUAUUUCUCCAAUGAAAAUAGGGACAUGCUAUUUCAACAUCACCAUCACCAUUUUAUUAUUUAUACCCCACUCAUCUGACUGGGUUGCCCAGCCACUCUGGGUGGCUUCCAACAUAUAUCAAACAUAAUAAAACAUUGAACAUUAAAAAUUUCCCUAUAAGGGCUGCCUUCAGAUGUCUUCUAAAGGUUCUAUAGUUAUUUAUCUCCAAGGCUUGGGGUGGUGGUGGCAUAACUCCAUACCCUCCAACAUUCCUCCGAUGAAAAUAGGGAUGUCCUAAGGAAAAGUGGGAUAUUACAGGAUGAAAUAAGAAACUGGGACGACUUCUGUAAAUCAGGGCAUGUCCCUGGAAAAUAGGGACACUUGGAGUGUGUGGUCUGAGUGAAUGACAGAACAGAAGGAAAAGGUGAGAGAUGCAGGUGUAAAAAGCAAUGAAAUGUGAGCAAGUACAGCUGCAACUACCAUUGUCUUUGAAGAUGAGGAUUGGAAGGUUAGGCAAGGGUUUCAUGGAGAAGGGAUGCUUUGAGGUUUUAAAAUAGUCACCUGAAUAAGAGGGUCUUGUACUUCUUCAGGAGUAUACAGUACUCUGACUCUGGCUUAGCAGGAUCUCUGGGGUAGGGAGAGCUCCAGAAACAGGGGAGCGAGGAUGAAGAAGGCUUCUUUCCAUGUCUCUGUGGUGUGAACUUGCCACAGAAAGGUCAUUGCCAAGCUAUGUUGUCCCUUGAUGGUUGCAGUAAGAGGUGGCCUCUCUUACUAUUUCUGCUCCCUGCCCACUUGUGGGUAUCUGCGGGGUGUUUUCAGCAUCUUUUCCUACUUAAAGCACAAGUGUUGGCAAAGAUGUUGCUCUUCUUGGCUGCUUUCCCACUCACUUCUCUUCUCUGGAGGCAACUCCAGCGGCUACAGCGAGAGUGGGAGACGGCGUGCAGAUGGAUGGGCCAGGAGUCUUCAAAGAGGUUCUGCCAGCUGCUUUUUAUCAGCUCUCUUGCAGCAGAAAGAAUUCCCCAUCGUGUAGUUGGAGAAUUAUCCUCUUUCUCUAAACCGUUGGCCCUUUUCCCACCCACCCACCUUGUGUGAUCCAUGCCGCUUCUUCCUAUGGCCCACACAAGUAAAGAGAAGGGGAGGUUUCUUCUGCAGAACUGCUCCCGGUGACCAAGCUGACAACUUGGUUUUUGUGCUCCCUGAUCCCAGUAAAUAAAAUAAACACCAGGAAAGCACCUCAAUACUGCAAGCCAAGUCAGGCAUGCACUUGCUCAGUGAAUCUGAGCACAUUAGGUACUGCUCUGUAGCCGUCUGAAUAGUCUUUGUUGUUGUUGUUAUAAAAUAGAUGCUUAGGCAUAAAUGCAGUUUGAUCAACAUCAAAAGAAACAUUGUGGACCAUGCCCCCUUCUCUUUCUUUCUCUUUCUCUAUUUGAAUGAUGUUCUGCUGUAAAUUAUAUGAAGAAAGCUGGCAUUUUUGUGCAGCAGGACCUGUGGGGAAAAUAGAAUUAACAGGAAAGUAAAUGAGCCGUUUCUGAGUAAAGGGACUGCCUCUCAGUGAAUCCCCUGUGCUGUUCUGCAGGCGACUCUGAAUGUUAUUGGUCCAGAAAUAACAUUGCCACCUCUUGUAAUUUUAACACACAGUUUGCCAUGGCUAAUGCUGUGAUUCUUAACUCCCAAGUUGCUGGAGUUUAUAAUAACUUCCAGGGUUUACUGGCUUCAUUAAAUAGUUUAAAGGGUGUAUUUGUAACUUGCAACAGUUAUAAAAGGAAAACAGGACCCAAGCUAGCUCUGGGGACUGAGGUUAUAUAAAGAGAGGUCAUAAGAAUCAAACUGUUAACAUAGCUUUCAAUUGCCACAUGAUAGCAAAGCCAGUCUCACUGUAGGGAAAGAAAGGGUACUUGAGUCCUGAUAUUUUGAUGCUCCACUGAUAUUUUGUGCAGUCCUGAAAAUAUUGAUUAAUACUUCCAAGGCAAUGAUACUCUGUGACUUGAGCUUUGAGUAGGAGAGGAGCAGCUGAACUGUGGUCCUGCAGAUGUUGCUGAUCUACAACUCCCAUUAUCCCUGGUCGUUGACCAUAAUAGGUAGGAAUUAUGGGAAUUGUAGUUCAUCAAUAUCUGAAGAGUUGCAGGUUAACCACCCCUAAUAUAAAACAAACCUAGACAGCAUCUUAAAAAGCAGAGACAUCACCUUGCCGACAAAGGCCCAUAUAGUUAAAGCUAUGGUUUUCCCAGUAGUGAUGUAUGGAAGUGAGAGCUGAACCAUAAAGAAGGCUGAUCACUGAAGAAUUGAUGCUUUUGAAUUAUGGUGCUGGAGGAGAGUCUUGAGAGUCCCAAGGACUGCAAGAAGAUCAAACGUAUCCAUUCUUAAGGAAAUCAGCCCUGAGUGCUCACUGGAAGGACAGAUCCUGAAGCUGAGGCGCCAAUACUUUGGCCACCUCAGGAGAAGAGAAGACUCCCUGGAAAACACCCUGGUGUUGGGAAAGAUGGAGGGCACAAGGAGAAGGGGGCGACAGAGGACAAGAUGGUUGGACAGUGUUCUCAAAGCUACCAGCAUGAGUCUGACCAAACUCCCGGAGGCAGUGGAAGACAGGAGUGCCUGGUGUGCUCUGGGCCAUGGGGUCACGAAGAGUCGGACAUGACUAAAUGAAUAAACAACAACAACAAUAUAAAACAGUGGACAGAGGUGAUCAGUGGACAAUGUUGGAUGCUAUAUUGACUUCAGAAAAGAAGAUGAACUAUUUUGGGGGUUUUAUGUUGUUGGGCUUAUUUUCUGAGCAAAUCCAACAUGAGAAGUGAGCCCUGUGACAAUGAAUGUAAUGAACUCAAGUUUAAAAUGCAAGGUGCAAGCUUUUGAGUCUCCCUAUUCUCUUCAUGCUCACAGGAUAAACAGAAAGCCCUCAAUGUUUAUCUGUUUUCUCCAUGCCUGUAGAAUGUAAGAUGAGUUGGGGCAGACAUUAAAUGAGAUUACCAUUAGGCCAUGCAGUUAAGUGUUCAAGUUACUCAAAGUCCCCACCAGGGACAGAGCAGUAAAUGAAAAGCUUGGGAACACAUACCGGUAAGUAUCCAGAUAAUUCACUGACAACCUUAAAUUCUACUGUGUUUGCUGACUGCGAUUCUCUACUAGAUCUAUACUAAACCUGCAUUAAUCAGCACUGACAAAGGAAGAUUCAAAUCAAUGAGCUUCACAGUUUUGAUAAAUGAAAGGAUUUAGAUAAAUAUUAAUGAAAUCCCCAAUGCAUCAACCCCAGGGAUCUAGCAACAAGUCUAAGUCAGUAUUGUCAAUUAGUUUUCCAAGAACAUCCUUAUUAACAAUGCAUCAAGACAUUUUCUAGUAAUGCAUCGAGUUCCCAAUGCAUACAAAGUUGAAUUAACACAAGGGUAUCUAAGCUGUUUAAUUUUAUAAGAAAAAUAACCUCUAUUUUCACCUGUUUGCAUUGUAAUUUUUUAUUUCUCCAAAUUAAAAUAUCAGGAACAGGAGGAUAUUUGUUAGCAUCCUCCUCUUAAGAUAUAAAAAGUCAUGCUUGUUUUUUCUAAACUGUAACCCUAGUAGGGCAUAAAGUGGGCAGUUUUAUGUUUAGACUUAGAUGCUCUGUUAAUUGGACUGCUCAGCUCACCUUUUCUAUUACAACAUGGGGAUUAGGGAUGUCUUGGUGUUCAGUCAUCAAUAUUUUGCACUUCACAGUACCAGUUUCUGAAAAUGUAAAUCAUGACUGAACAAAUUGGCAUUGGAAUUGUUGUUUUGCUCAAUUAAUCAUGUCCUUCAUCUAUCCAGCUGAGAACUACAAUUAGGGAAAAUAUGUAUUUUGAACACACAAACUUCAAAGAGUAUGCUCUGAAUGUGGCGAAUAACUAGAGUUUUGAAUUGUAAGAUGCAGACUUAUUCUGAACUCUAAUUAAUACUUAUGUCCUCAUUUUAAUUUUUAUUUGUUAUCUCCUUCAAAAUAGAAAUGAAACCUGGUAUAUUAUAGUCCGUUAAUGAAGUAUCCACUAUAUAUCAUUAGCAUUUUAUUAUACUAAUUUCUUUUUAAAAGCUUUCCCUUUCAUAAUUUGAAAAUGAAAUCAUGCGUGCAUAAUUUCACCUAUGGUCAACAGGCAUCACCCAAAAGUUACAUAAUAAUGCAACAAAACUCUCCCCCAGAGAGCUGCCACUGGCCUUGUUGACCAGAAAUAUCUUUUAGCCUCUCCACUAUUAAGAAACCCAGUGCUAUUUUUCUAGAAAAAGAGAUGCCAGAACUCACCAGGAACACUUCCCUUGUUCUCUUAUAAUGACAAUGGCACCCACCUGAGAGGUGCUGGAACUGAGUUCUGCCAAGUCCCAGCUGGAAAAAAGCCCCAAAGAAACCCACUGUUCACAUCUGCUUCACCUAGGUCAGCUGGAUUUUCCACAUGAAGAGAGGAGGGGAGCUGCCACCACAAGGCCCUUUAUUAUGUAGCAUUACUUCUGAGUAAUGCUCAGCCAGCGACGCAAAGUCAGUUGUACAUGAAUUCAAAUGGUGACCACACGCUUGAGGUGGUAGAGAAUUUUGUCUACCUGAGUUUCACCAUAACCUGCAAUCUCUCCAUCAGUGCCGAGCUAGAUAAGUUUAUUGGCAAGGCAGCUAUGGUGAUGGCUCACCUCUCCAAAAGAGUAUGGGGGAAUGUGGUGCUAACAACGAAUACCAAGAUGAAGGUCUACCAAGCUUGUGUGUUGAACAUGCUGCUUUGCGUGUUCAGACCCAGAGAGCUCCCCCCUAAAUAAACACACAUUUGACUCAAAUUUUAGUUUUGGUUUUUGGCAGAAUUUAGGCCACAACUUUACUGAUUACAGAAAAGUGAGUGGUGGCAUAGGCUCUGGUUCGACUAGCUCCCUGCAUCCUUGCAGGUAGUGCUGACCCAGGGCACCAGCAUAGGUCAGCCAAGGGUGAACUCCUGAGGUAGGUGAAAAGCCCAGGAACAGACUCUGUUCACUCCCCAGAUGCUCCCCUGGACUCAGGCACGGGCACAACCCCCUCUCGGGGAUUGACCAAACCAAGUUGAGUCCCUGGAUUCCUUUAACGGAAUACCCUUCACAUAGGGAUGGCGAAACCAUUCUCCCAUCCCUAUCACCUGAACCAGUGCCUAUCUGCAACCUUACAAGUUGUGACGAUUUGCUACGUGGCAGAUGAAAACCCAAAUGGCAUGAGCCAAUCAGCCAAAUGGGGAAAAUUCCUGCCGUGCCCCUGUCCCAACGACAGACGACACACGACGGCAUAGCAAGCUCAAACACAAAAUGCCCUAAAAGUAGGGAGAGGUGGGCGGGUGUUCCAAUGCACAAGCUGAAAGAGGAAGCUCUGGGCCAUGUGCAUAGGUCUUCCUCUUUUAGGGAGGACACGAUUUAUGGAAGUGAGUCGUGGGCAACCGACAAUCAUCAGGAGCGGUGCCUCAACACCUUCCAUAUGUGUUGAACUCGGAGGAUUUUGGGCAUCACAUGGUAGGACAAUAUUCCAAACAAAGAUGUGCUCUCCCAAGCCCACAUUCCCAGCAUGUUCGAAUUCCUGUCUCAUCGACAUCUAUGCUGGUUAGUCAUGUCACAAAAUGAAGUUGGCAGGAUCUCAGAGCUGUUUUGGAGCUGGCUUCAGACACAAGGCCAGUUGCCAGACCAACUCUGCAUUACGAAGAUUUCUGCAAAUGUGGCAUGAAGGCUGGAGACAUCAGUCCUGCCAUGUGGGAAUCCCUUGCAGAUGACCCCAGUGCCUGGAGACAGACAGUCAAAUCAUGAAUCCACAGCAAUGACCAGAGGAGAAUUGACAGCUGGGAGGAGCGCAGAGAGGAGAAAUGUCACGGUGCAUCUGCAGCAGCCAACUGGAUGACUUCCUCUGCCCCAGCUGCAACAAAACAUGUCUCUCCCGCAUUGGUCUCCACAGCCACAGCAAGCAUUGCAACCGUCCAACAGCUUGACCUCACCCCCAAAGGCACACUCCUACAUUGUCUCCCAAGACAGAUGGAUAGCAACAACUUCAUUGUAGGCAGCAACAACAGCCAAGCACUCUGAUCAGUACUUUGGGGAGCUGAGGGUGCCCCUUGCUCCACCACACACCACAAUUCAUGAAGCCUGCAGGGCUGCCCAACAGCCUCCUGCAGUCCAGGCACAAGGAAGGAAAAAAUAUCAAGGAAGUGGAGCAAUCUGUAGCAAUGGGAUGGGGAAGAGACAAUGCCUGGCAUUGGGCAGUGGCAGGGACCUGACACUGGGCUGCAUUGGAAAAGGACAAUACCAUUGUAUCUUGGAAGUCGAACAGCCUAGUUCUCGAACGUCUUGGCUCCCGAACAAUCGAAACCUGGAAGUGAGUGUUUUUGAACGUUCUUUUGGAAGCUGAACGUCCGGCGGGGCUUCUGCGGCUUCCGGUUGGCUGCAGGAGCUUCCUGAGGCCAAUCGGAAGCUGCGCUUUGGUUUUCGAAUGUUUUGGAAGUCAAACGGACUUCCGGAAUGGCUUCCGUUCGGCUUCCAAGGUACGACUGUAUAUAGGACAAAAUGUGUUUAUAAAAGCCAUUUCUUAAAUGCCAUGGUCAUGACUCAGAUGCCCCCACCCCAACCCAAGGCUGCUACUUGCUUUUUAAAACCCCCCAAACCAAGCAAUGCCUUAUAGAGCACAUACUAGAAGAAGAAGAAGAGUUUGGAUUUGAUAUCCCACUUUAUCACUACCCGAAGAAGUCUCAAAGCGCCUAACAUUCUCCUGGUGAGAGCCAGUGUGGUGUAGUGGUUAAGAGGGUAGACUCAUAAUCUGGUGAACCGGGUUCGGGUCUCCGCUCCUCCACAUGAAUCUGCUGGGUGACCUUGGGCCAGUCACACUUCUCUGAAGUCUCUCAGCCUCACUCACCUCACAGAGUGUUUCUUGUGGGGGAGAAAGGGAAAAGGAGAUUGUUAGCUGCUUUGAGACUCCUUCGGGUAGUGAUAAAGAGGGAUAUCAAAUCCAAACUCUUCUCCUUCUCCUUCUCCUUCUUCUCCUUCUUCUCCUUCUUCUCCUUCUCCUUUCCCUUCCAGAUUACGAGUCUACCGCUCUUAACCACUACACCACACUGGCUCUCUAGUUUUAGGUGAUCAUGUUAAAAGAAGAAAAGCUUUUAGUGCUGGGCUUGUUGCUGGCUACUAGCUAGCAUGGCCCUACCUCCACAGUCGGAGGCAGCCUUGCUUCUGAAUACCACUUGCUGGAAGCCACAGGAGGGGAGAGAGCUCUUGUGCUUAGAUUCUGUUCACAGGUUUUCUACAAGCAUCUGGUUGGCCACUGUGAGAAGAGGAUGCUGGACUAGAUGGGCCAUUGGCCUGAUCAGCAGGUUCUUCUUAGGUUCAUGUUCAAGGAGUUGAUUUUGCUGCUGGGCUUCUGCUGUAUUCGUUGUACCUGUUGUGUUACAUUUUGGUUGCGCUGGCUUCGAGCAGAGUUUUAUUAUGUUUUGAAAUGUUUAACUUUUUUUUGCUGAUAGUAUUAUGGUUUUCAUAAUUAUUGCACACUGUUUUGGAUGCCACUGCUGUGCAAGAGAACGUAGUAUUUUGUUUAGGUUUUCUAAAAAAGAAAUUAACGCAAUAAAAAUCCAUCCUUUUUAUCUAUGCUCCUUCCCCCUCCAAGUUUUACUAUGGAUACUGUAGUUCUUUGUUAAGAGCCCAGUGCUGUCAAACUAGUCUGAAUGCACUAACAUUUUGCAAAAAAAAGUGCAUGGCAUGGCAGUAAAGAAAUAUUUUCUCAAUUUGGGAAUUAUAGAAAAGAAAGAAGACAGUCCCUUGUCUCUAUGGCAACAGGCUAGUGUGCCUAGCUCAGCUGUUUUUCUCCUUUUAAAAAUCAUUUUAUAACCAGUGUAUGUGUGGCAUGGAAGCAUCUCUUUAAUGUUGUCAAGAAUAGAAGAGUGUGAAGCAGUGAUACAUAAUGAAAAACACACCUAAAGAAUUAAAAGGGAGAGAAAGGAAAAGUUAUGUACUAUAACUUGCGACUACAAAAGCCAACUUUGUGAGCCCUGUGUUUUACUAAAAAGGUGGUUGUUGAAUGUUAUGGUUCCCUACUUAAGCUAGGUAUGAACGGAUUUCCCCAGCUCCAUUUCAUUAUUCUUUGGCAGGUUGGCUCUCUUCAUUUUGCUCUGUCUGUCUUCCAGCUUUAAUUAAUUUCAGAACUGGCACAUAAGCAGUUUGCCUCCAUUUGUUCAUGUUAAUUGAUUGUUGCAUUAGAGUGCCAUCUCGGCUUGUAGUAUUGAGGUUGGAUGGACAAGCUGAGGACGACUCUGACUGUGUCCACCUGGGCUUUUGAUAUAGCAUUAUCCAGCACAGGCUCAGGGGUUGAGGAGGAGGAAGUGCCCCAUGGAAAGUUGGCUUAGCCAGGAGAACUGGAUAGAGGGACACUUCUAAACAAACCAAGAACGAAUCUGGAGUGAGACAAACCAUGAGCCAGGGUAAAGAUGACAAGCUAAAACAAACCAUACAUUAGCUCAGAAAAGCAUAGCAGCAUCAGGCCGGGAAAAGGAGCCAUCAGCCACAAUAGGAGCAUACAUGCUUGCAUUCAUGCUAAUAUCUGGUUUGUCUUAGCAUUAUGUACCAACUGUGUUGGGGGUUUAUGAGGUUUUAUAUUAUAUAUCUCCAUCUGGCCCCAAGUGAUGGGCAGGUUAGAAAUAUGAUAUCUCCUGGAGAGGAGACUUGCUCAUUCAGGGUACUUAAUGUUGUAAUUGGGUCAUUGGCCACAUUCAUACAUGUAAGAAAAACUUAUUGGAUUCCCACUAGAAAAGGUAAAUCUGGAUUAAAUGUGGGGAAACAAUCGGUUGGCAUUUAAAUGCCAAUUAUGUGUGGAAGUUAUUGUUUUAAGAACCAUGAAUAAUGUUCAGAAAUUAAAUUCAUGGGCAGCAGUAUGAAUCUGUUUUGUUCUUUAUUUGUUCAGAUGGUACAUCCGUCAACAGUAGAAUAAUAAAAAGGAGAUUCCAUCACAAAAGAUUAAGGAAGAUUGUGUUACAUGCCAAGGGAAAGGGAGGAAAUCAUAUCUGUUAUAAGUUUCCACAACAAAGAAGUUGGCUUCAUGUGAUUAAAUUUCUAUUUAAAAUGCAAUGUCAAUAAAGAGGAAAAAUGAUCACAAUUACAUACUGAAGGCUAUAUUAGAUUUCUCACUUGAAUGUUUAACUCCCAGCCAUGCCAACAUCCUGCACCAUAUGAACUUGAUUCAAUUGACUAUUGAAAGCAAUGGCCAGCUGAUUGUAAAACAAAGUUUUAAUUGUACCAACCUGUCUUUAUUUUCUUUCCUCCUCUGUCACAUUUAUGGCUGCAGUUUCGAGGUUGUUUUCAGACCAUCUGCUGCCCAUCCUUUGGCCAAAACAUCCUUCAGUCUGGUUCCUACUAAUGUGUGCACUUUCUCCAUCUGAUUUCUUUAGAAAUCUGUUUGCGAUUCUGUCAGCACUUAUGUAAAUGCUUGUAAAGCAAGUAGUGCAAAAUGUAAUGGAACUUGCUAAGAUUUAAAUUAGUUUCCUGUUCUACAUCCAGCUCUCAGUCAGGUAAAAACCCAGGCAUGUUAGAAGUUCCGAAAGGCUUUGAAAAAGUACUUGAUGCUGAAAGAGGUGAGGUGUUUUAAGUCUUAAUAAAGGCGCCAUGAUGUCUGACAUCUUUUGAGAUUACACAGGGAGUGAAAAUACAAUUGCAGGCUUGUCGCUGCUUAUAAAAUAGAUUGUCCUUCAGAUGGAAGGAUGCUAUAUUGUUCUGGCAAAAGCUUCAGGGCUGGCUUCUGCUAUCUCUUACUUUUCAGAUAUUAUAGACAGUUGUACAGCUCUAAAGAAAAUAAAGUUAGGGCUCUUCUCAACCAGGCACACUGUUUAAGUGUUUUUAUUUAGGAAAUUGAGAUGUGUGGGCUGGUUCACCUCAGGGGCGGAGCUACCUGCCCUAGUACCGGGAGCAGUGUGGGGGCAGGGCUAGCCAGCCCUUAGGGGUGGGGCUAGCCGCCCGCACGGGGGAGGGACCGCUAGGGCAGCAUUGUCCCUAGUGGCCCGCUGCCCGCGCAGCGAGUGUCUGGGGGCUCCACCCACGCAGCGAGCGUGGGGUGAGGUUGGCGGUAGAGCGGUGAUGUCACCCACCCUCAUGGCUGACACCCGGUGUGAACCGCACCCCCCACACCCACCUUUCUCCGCCAGUGGUUCACCUGUACCAGUAUUUUCAUAAUCCCAUUGACAGCAUGGUCCACCUUGCUCUCGGUCUCUUUUUGUUGGUUGAGCUGACUAUGAUCAAGUGUCAACAUGUAGUGUAAAAUUGUGUGGGACCCCUUUCUGCUACUGCUGUCUUAAAUGACUUCUUGAGCUCCCUCUCUUAAUAUGCUUUUUGAUAUGUUCCAGUAGCAACAAGAUUUUAGAACACUUAGACUUUGGAUUCAGUUUUGCUUUCUCUUUUUUCCUGUUGAAGGGCGGGGGGAAACUUCUGCCCCUGAGAUUUAGCAAAUAAACUGUUGGGCGGGGGGCAGAGGGGUGGUCACUGUAAAACUUGACAAAUCAAGAUUGCUGUGCAAGAUCUACUUCAGUUCCCAGAACAGCCCUUGUAAUAGCAAUAAAUGAAUAAAUAAAAUCAGCACACUAGUCUAUUAGCACAGAAUGGCUCUUUUGCUUAAUUAGCAUGGCUGCAAUUAGUCAUGCACUUGGCUAAGUAGCAUUCGCUCCAGGUGAGUGAUGGUCCCUCCUGACAACCACUACAACCUUGGAGCACUACUGUGCGAGUACGUAUGCUGUGUGAGUAAAGAGCCUAAGCCGGAAGGAGUGUCACAGUGCUCUGGGAAGUGAAGAUAGCAGCACUUGAGGGCACACCAAGCCCUCUCUGUUCAGCAGACGCCUUUAUGAUAGCACUGGAGUAUACUUUCCCAGGCACCCGGGGGGUAAGAUAAACAGAAAACAGAAGAAACUGCAAACAGUGGAUGGAAGUGGAAUUAGUUGUAAACGCAUGUGUGUGUUAUUAGCUUCAUUGUGAUGCAUGCAAUAGAGUCAAGUAGACAGAUGUCACACUGGGUAUAUUGCCUUCAAAUUUCUCCUGAGUCAAGCUCAGAAAAGAAAGUUGAGGGCUUGUAAAAGACAAUUUCAAAUGAAAACCCACAGCAGCGUUGAAGUGGCAGCAAGGCUGGGAUUUCAGAGGUGCAUUAACAGAGCCAAUCCAACACUAGUGCACCUGCACAGCCCUGAUCAUCUGUCAUCUCCUGCCCCAGACCACCCUUGUAUAUGGCAUCAACACUGCUGUUGGGAGGGCAACGGCGCAACGCUAUUCCACUGUACUUGGGAGAAGCCUACGCAUUCACUCAGGAAGAAAAGAAUCAACACUACAUGUUGUGCCUGAGCACAUCAUGUGAUCCAUAACUUAUGAGCCCUGGCUGCUAAAUGGUGCAAACUUCACCGUGAAUCCAGAGCGCUUAUGAUUACAGCUCACUUUACCUUUGAUGUCUGGAUUACUAUCAGGAAGAUCGUAUGGUCCCUGAGACGUUGGUUUGCCUUGCUAUAUAAAGUGUAUAAAACAAGCCCAGCGAAUGCUUGUGACGUGCACUAUUUUUUGCUUUACCAGUUAGCCUUGAAUGCAGCCUAGGGUGGCCUGCAAAUCCCUCCCACUCAGCGUGAUUGAAAUCUGAAAUGGCAUCCUGGGAUGUCUGGCAGUGUGUUUUCCUUUGUGCAUUAUAAAUUAUGUGGGGGAAUGAAAAGCUCUGUUCAUGCUGGCAGAAGAAUUCCUCCACUUUAACUCUUUCCUUGACCUCUGCCUUACAGCGAGAAAGGAAAGAUGGAAGGAGAAAAAUUAUUUAUUGCUACAGCUCCCAAGUCUUACAUUUCUACUGUUGGAGAGGUGCAGCAGGCCAGGAGAGAGUCACAUGCUAAUAGACUUUUCACAUAUCCCUAGGAUUAGCUCAGGGGAAAUUGCCUGACCUGUCUGUACCUCCAUAAAAUAGAGAGCCUUAGCUAAAAGGCACUAUAUUUUUGUUGACUGAAUGUGAGGUUGGAAGACCUCUAUAUAUAAUACUGGCAUUCAGUAAGAUUACUUUGAGUGCAAAAUAUAAGCCCUUUCUUGUAUUUUGUGGUCAUCACAUUCAAUACUCCUCAUCCCAAACUCCCCAAUUUCAUUCACAUUCUCUGUCAAAUGCAAAGCAAGCAAUUGCUCCCUGUCUGUGUAUCCGCAGUGCUGUCUUACAAAGCUUUGAUUCUACCACAGACUUUUUUAUUUUCCUUCUCCCAGGUUGAGAGGACCCAAAGUCAUCAAUGUGCAGGGAUUUUUUAAAAUAUGAAAUGGAAACAUGGGAGAAAUGCCCACACACAUUCUCAUAGAAGAGCCUGGGGAAGUCCCAUGAGCAUGUGGUUCUAGAUUCCCUCUCUCUGAUAUUUAUAAUUGAUAAAAUUGGUACAGCAAAAAUAUUGUGUUCUAAAUAACCUCACAGGGCUGUGAGAAUUAAAUGAGGGAAGGGGAGAACCAACUCAGUCAGAUGGGUGUGGUAUAAAUAAUAAUAAUAAUAAUAAUAAUAAUUAUUAUUAUUAUUAUUAUUAUUAUUAUUACCACCAUGCAUGCCACCUUGAGCUCCUAGUAGAAAAGGCAUGAUAUAAGUGCAAUAAAUAAACAAACAUUGGAUUUUAUCAAGACUCCAGAAAUUGUGGUCCAUUGACCAACUGUGGUCUGCAAGCUUCAUCCAGGUGGUCCACAGUGUCUCUGUGGAACUGUAGUUGAAGAUGGGAGAAUGAAUACCCAUUAAAGAUUCAUAUUGAUUUUAAUUUCUAUUGCUUCUUUUAUAUUGUAUGUUCUUGUUCAAAUUCUAUGGAAUUCAAAUUAUAGUACAAUAAAAUACAACUUAUUUUUAAAAAAUCAAUAAAACAUACAGCAUAUAGGUCAGCUCAUCACAGUUGCUACAACAGGCAGAAAACAACCAUUUAGUAGUCCACUAAGACACUCAGCUUUUUCCCCAAGUCUUCUGAGCAUGAGGUAUUUGGGGACCACUGUUGUUUUAUUUUGUUCUGUUAAUACUGUGUAUACAAAUUCAGUACACUGAUGAAUACUUGGGAGCCCCUUUGUUGAAAGAUGAAGCUCAUGCUUGGUAUCAGCCUAUUCCCCACCUCUAAAAUAGGGAUAAUAAUCUCACAAAGAAUGAAAUAGAUGCUGUCUUGCUUUGGCAUGAUGGUCAAAGAUGUAUCCCAUCCUUCUUGCAGCACCACUGCUCCAGCAUUAAGGGAAAUGCUUGUGUAAGAGCUCUGUGGGAAAUAAGAGGGGUGGUUAUUAAAGAAGUGGAGUCUGUAGGAAGUCUGUCAAAACAGGCACAUAAUCCCGCUGGCCAAGUAAAAAUGUUCAGUAAGAAUGCUCAGAGUCUGAGCUUCUGUUUAUUUUUUAAUGGCAAGUGAGGUAGAGUUCUGUGACUCAACUUUAGUUGUUUAGCCUAAGAUGCCCUAGGCUUGGCUUCCCUGAGGUAGUUCAGCGUACUCUCUGUUGUGCUAAAGAGCCAGAAUAUUUAAUCAAUGUUAGCAGCAGCCGUAUGUUCAGUCAUCUAUAUAUCUAACCGAUGACACCAUAGCGGUUGGCCAUCUGGCCGAGGGCGUCUUCUUCAGUUCCAAAAUAUUGUAAGAUGAAAUUUUAAACUGUGCAAGUCUCUUCUUGUACAACAGAUAUGGCAUGAGCAUAAGAUCAGGCAACCAAUCUGCUGUAUAGAUGAAAUUAUAAUAUAAUAUAAUAUAAUAAUAUAAUAUAAUAUAAUAUAAUAUAAUAUAAUAUAAUAUAAUAUAAUAUAAUAUAAUAAAUGAAUAUUAAUAUAAUUAAUGUUAGUGGCAUACUGCUACAUAGUUAAAACUCCCUGGGGGAGCCGCAUUUUAUGACGUGCAACUUCCUUUCCUUGAAACAACUUAAAGUGGUUGGUUUCUCUUCUUCUUUUUAUUCAACAAGACACACAUCAGACUGAAAUGUGUAAUUCUGUCCUCGUUUUCCUUCCAUCUGCCACUUUCAGAAUACAUAAUUAAUGGAAGGGUUUUUUAGUGUUAAAACCGUGGCAGCUUGAUUAUUCUUACUGUGAAACAGUACAUUUAAAUUAUAUUACAGGAUGUGAUAAGACCUUGUCUUGAUGAUUUUAUCUUCCAUCUAAAAAUAACAGUGCCAUACUCAUGAAACGUAAUGACAUGGAGUUAGCUGAUGUGAAGUGAGUUAUUGCCUGGUUCUUUAUAUUUCUGGAGAGAAAUGCACAUCCGGUUGUAUUAAUAAAUUGAAUAAUUGAAUAAUUUUUAUCAUUGAAACUGAGACGGAGUCUAUUUUCUCACAUUGUUACGGUGUUAUUACUGGCACCAGCAUAAUGCAGAGAAGUGAUGAGGCCAGCCUUGUAGAAUAAAUUGAUUAUGAUUAGUUGGGAUGAAGUCCAUUACUAUGUUUCCCGGUUCCCUGUGGCAAAUGCCCUUUGCUGUUUCGUGAUGCCAGCCCUGAAUCUGUAUACAGCCAGAUACGCUUUUUAAUGUGGCACAGAUUUCAUGGGAUUGCGAUACAUUAAAAGACCAUGGGAGAGUGGAGGGCAGUGCCCCCAUACCUGCACCUGGGAGGUGGUGUCAUUUUGUCUUUUUGCUUCAGGUGCAAAUAAGAUACCUCUCCCCAUUAAUGUAUUAAUGUAACGUAAAGAACCAGUGUUUGCAUGUCAUGUAUGUUGACUAUACCAUGAAACAGAUUUUGACAUUGCAAGUGUGUCAAAAAUAGUUAUGCUGCUAUUCUUUUAUAUUAUUGAAUUUUAGAAUUGUAUUUUGUUAUUUUUUGUUUGUGAGCUGCCAGGAUAACACUAUUGUUGGAUGUCCUAAAUAAAUGCUAAAAUAAAUAUAAAAUAAAUGCUUUAAAUAAAAAUGAAGGAGCAGGGUAAGGAACUGCCACAUCUCCAGAACUGCUGGCAGAAAUGGCUGCUUAAUAUUGCUUCUUGGCAAAGUAUGGUGCUAGUAAAAAUUCUUGAGGUGUUUGCAAGUCCAAAAUCAGAAAAAGUAAAUAAUAAUAGCACUGCUGGAAACUUGUCUCUAUUAGUGAUUUUUCUUUAAUAGGAAGAAACAUGUAUAGAUGAUGAUGACAAUGAUGAUGAUGAUGAUUUAGAGGGAGAUGUUUUAAAAGCCUUGAUAAAAGGUUGUGGUGGCGUAGCUGAGAAGGAAAUCCCUUCCAAAUACUCAUCCAGUUGACAUUCCUAGCAUUGUAUUUCCCCCCAAUACUGGACCCAGCCAUUCCCCAUAUAUUUCAGAAGACUAUUCCAGAAAAAGCAACGUGCAAACUGCAGUGCUGUGAAGAUCCUAGUGCAAACACUAUUGAUUUCCGCAGAGUUUGCUCCAUCGCAACAAUUCUAAAAACCAAUCUGUGCAGCCGAAAAUCCCGAACCUGCUACAUCGUUCGAAAAUCUUUGUAUUUAGUUCAAUUGGUACUCUUCCAUCCAUCAAAGUGAAGAGACAUGUUUGUUCACGGGAAGCAACAACUGAACACUAAUGGCUCGAGACAUUAGAAUUAAAGUGGCUGAAACACUUCAAAGAAAAGAGCAAUCUUAUCAUAGCUGCCAGGUGAUGGAUGAGAUGACAUCAGAAGUCUUUUCAUCUGUAGCAGGUAUGGUGACCUAUCCAUCUUGCAAGUCUUGCUGCCCAGUAUUGGUCACAUUUUCUCCUUGGAGGCCUCUAAUGAAGACACAAACAGAAUUUGAACUAAGGCUAUACUAGCAUGCUUGACAGGGACAAAAUCCAAGUUCUGUGAAGUUUUCUUCAAAAAGCUUACAGUAUGUAUUUCUCAAAAAGAGAAAACAUACUUGUUUGCUACAGAGAAGCACGUGGUCAGAAUUUGAUUACCUUCCUUGUUCUUUUUACCAUUUUUGUAAAAAAAAAUUAAGGGUGUAAUCCAAGGUGAAGAACCAUAAGAAAUAGUAUGAGUAUCACUCCAAAUGAUAGAAAUAGAGGCAUGUUGACAAGAUGACACUUGUCACAAGCUGACAGAAAGCUCCAUCAUGGUAGUAGAUGUCAAAUCUGUGAGAUUCUGCUGGUAUAGCAGGGGACAGCAGUGUGUGGCGAGGGCAGAUGUCAAUACUGGGUGCACCAUAGCGAAAGCCUCUUUGUUUCCUCAACUUGCCAGCCAAAAUGGUGUGACUCUGUGCCGGCCCUGAGGCUGGCAACGUUAAUGUGGGAUGGAAGAAGAAAAGGCCACUCCCAUCUCCUGCCCCAAACACAAUGAAAAGACAGGUCAAUGAGAGAGAGAAUGUAAACGUAUAGUAAGAUUUAUCUGUUCAAUUCUCAAUACAAUGUUAAAAAUGGACACAAAGAGUUUUACUAUUUACAAAAUGUUAAAAGAAUUUUGAAAAUUCUUAACUGUCCAGUUAGACCUAUCCGCUGCAGAACAGAAGUAUGUCUGAGUGUAUGGUUUGUCCAUACAUUAGACUGCUAACAUUAGCAUAAAUUAUUCUUUUCUUAAAACUGAUUUUUUAAAUAUUUUUUAAAUAUUUCAAUGAUAUUAUUAUUAUUAUUAUUAUUAUUAUUAUUAUUACUAUUACUAUUACUAUUAUUAUUAUUAAAUACACCACUUAUAUGCCAAAAUCACUUUUAUUAUAUUUUAGGACUAAAUGUCUCUUUUUCAGUGAUGGUGAACUUUAUUAACGAUGGCCUCAAAUUCUACUAUUAAUCUCAAACUGGCCUAUUCAAAAAUGUUGCAUGAAUGCUGAAUGUUUUGUUAUUUCAUUAACUGAAUUACCAUCUAAAUGUGAAUGGCUUAUUGUAAGUUUCUUUAGUGGAGCAGUUAGUUGAAUAAUAUACUCAAUAAAUAUUUUAAGUCAUAUAUAUGACCACUCAAACAUUUGCAUACCUGUUGUCAAAAUCUAUCCUCCCAUUUCUUAACUUUUCUUCCUCUGUGAAAGAGACUUCCAUAUUUCUGCCUCAUUUGAAGGGCACUUGAGAAUUCCUCUAGACUUUUGAACUUACCUAAUCAUUGUGAGAUGGUCAUGGGUAGUGCCUAUGUUGCUGGUUUCCCCUCAGUAAGCAUUUCGCCAGCACUCUGUAACAUCCCUGACUGCCCACACUUUCUGAAAUGAAAAAAACCAUGGGAGGAGUUAUCCCAUACAGUGGUGGACCUACCUUUUCGGGGCCCUGAAGCUUGACCUGUUCUGGCGAUCCCUUCGCAACCAGCUAUGAGGUCUGGGUAACCACUGAUGUCUUCUUCAGUGGGGUUGUUCCAUGACGGAUCACCCUACGUUUCCAACAUCUGUGCUACUGACUCUCAAGCUUCGGGGUUGAUGAAAUAUAUACAACAACAAAAAUAACCAAUCUGUGUCGUGCCUCUCAAAUUGGCUUCCAUAGACCCCAAAUUUUGAAGCAAUCUGGACUAAAGUCACUUCUGGGGCCCUUCCAGAAUUUGGAGCCCUGGAGCUUAAACUUCAUUAGUUCCAUUGUAGAUCUGCCCCGAUUCCAUGCAGAGUGCAGACCAUUAGUGAAAUGUCUGAUAGAAUGAAAGAAAGAACACUCGCAAACAUCCCUCAGCAAGGUUGCAUUGAACAUAGGACUAAGGAGAACACUCUAUUAGCAGAAGUAUUUCUGCUUGCCCAAUGAACCAACCUCCCCUCCUCUCCCCUCUUGUGCCAUUCUGGGGGUUUUCCUGACCCUCCAGAUCAGAUUUGGGCAGAGUAUAGGCAGGGCACGGGAUGCGGGAAGGAAUCACCUCGCCGGCUUUCACUGAUGCAGUAAUUUAGUUGAAUAUGGCCCUAAGGUAGAUGCAAUAAAAAGCUGUAUCCCACAUAUGAACAUUUCACUGAAAUUUCACUCUCCCCUUUAAUAACUUUUGGGAAAUUGUCAGCCCAGCACUGGUUCAUAUCUUAUAAUAUGUAUUGUAUUCAUGGGAGAUUUUGUAAUAAAGUAGAGAUUUAGCUAUGAUAUUUCUUUUUAUUUUCUCGUGGUUUUCUUGGAAUAAAGGAUGCUGGAUUAGGAAAGCCUUUGGUGUGAUCUGUGGGGAUUCUUCUCAGGCUUUGUGGUGAGCAACAGAGUUGCUGCUUUGUUCCAGGUGUCUUUCAAACUUGGAAACAUAUGACAGUUCCUGUGACUCCAACAUCAAUAGGAGAGGUGCUGACAGUGGCGUAGCGUGGGGGGUGCAGGGGGGCCGGCCGCACCGGGCGCAACAUCUGGGGGGGGCGCUCGCACUCGCAGCUCUCUGCCCCUACCUGGCUCACUCACUCUCUCUCACUGCAGUGCUGGCUGUGCGAAUCCGAUCCGAGCCGCUGGGUUGCCGCCCACUGUGGAGGGGGUGGGUGCCAGGCGUGCGGUGCGGAGAGAGAGCGAGGGACUAUCUGGGGAGGGACAGUGCAGCGGCCGCCCAGCGCAGCGCUGGCGGAGAGCACCACACCCGCCCCGCCCAGGCAGCAGCAAGAAGAAGCUGGCAGCGGCGGCAGGUUAGGGGUUAGGGGGCGCAAAUUACUUGCCUUGCCCUGGGUUAGGGGGCGCAAAUUACUUGCCUUGUCCCGGGUGCUGACAACCCACGCUACGCCGCUGGGUGCUGAGGAGGCAACAGAGCUCUACUCCGCUGUGCUCUCUUCAUUUCACUGCUGCCAAGAAUUUCUACCAAGAAAUGAGAAACUGGCCCAGCAUCUUAAGUCAAUGGUGGGCCCUCUGCAAGGCUCUAGGCCUCAGUGGAUGCCCUACCAUGCCAACCCUUGAUGUCUGCCCUACCUGUCUCCAACACCAUAUGGCAGAACACUUGCCACAUGUCGAGAGUUGGCUGCGAAGGGGUAGGAAGACAUCUGAUGGCAUAGCUAUACUCCUUCCUUGAACCCUUUUGGGCCUGGUGGUUCUUGUGAGGCUGGCAAAUCCUGCGUUGGCUUUAGAUAACAGCACAUUUUGCCUGACAGAUAAGGCAGAUGCCAGUUGUCACUGUUAGGUUUGGCAAGAACAGGAUUCUACAGCAGCACAAACCCUGUGGGAUCAGGCACUGCUUAUGUACAUGUUAAUAUGGAGAAAUAGUUGCAAUAGUUUGGUGCCUAGCAAGGAUAGUUCAUCUACUGGAUAGUUGGUCUGCCAAUCACUGAAGACCUUUGGAUGUUGUUACUGAAACAACCUGAUUGAUUCCACAUGUAACAUAUCCUCUACUUAAGGGAAUCCUUGGCAAGACCUCAAGAAUUCGGGUGUGCUGCUUAUCACUAUGAAUGUACUUUGGCAGAAACUUGCACAAUACUUGGCUACAACAUUUACAAGCUAAUGCUAUAAAUCUCACACAGGCCUGAGCAUUAAAAUCUAACUAAUGUGACUUUUGAAAAUGUUGCCAGUCUGAAUGCUUUUGUAAAAUCCCAGCUAAAAUUGCGGUGAGAAUAUAUGUCUUUAGAAAUUACCUGCAGUUUAAACCAACAUUUUGCCGCAAUUAAAAUAAGCCAUCCUUUUGUCUCCUUUGCUAGUGACUUAAAGCACUCAUAAAAGAAUACCUGGAAUGAAAUAAAAGCCAUUUCAUUAAAUAAAUGUGGUUGUUUUGCUGUUGUAAAGGAUAUAGUAUACAAAACAACAGCAUUAUCAAGCAGUUUGCCUUAUCAAUCUUUUAUUGCUAAGUUUCAGGUACAGUAAGGAAUUCUGCUACCUGCCACUGAUCCUAAAAGCACUUUGUAGGAAGUGUUGUGUCAACUUUGGUUUGACUCUUCUCCCGGAAAUGUUUUAUGGCUUACAGCGCAACUCUCUUUCGCUAUACUCUCACUCCAUUUGGCAUGCAAGCUGAUAUCGUCUCAAGCAGCAAUAUUUAGCUGAGCCAUUUCCCUCUUUUUCAUUUGCAGAAGAGCUGCUCCCUCUGCUGAAUUUUCUGUGGACAGAACACGUCAUCUGAUGUCUUUCCUUACCAUGCUAGGCCCCAGUCCUGACUGGAAUGUAGGGCUUUCGGCUGAAGAUCUCUGCACCAAAGACUGCGGAUGGGUCCAGAGAGUAAUUCAAGAUCUGAUACCAUGGGAUGCUGGCACUGACAGUGGUGUUACCUAUGAGGUAUCGUAAAUAUUGAUGCUACUCGCUUAGAACGUGCGCUGUUUAACAGAAUAGAAACAUGCAGGGGCUUGUGAGAGAUGUCUGCUCUAAAGGACAUGGUACAAAUAUCUAAGACAAAUAAAUUAAAUGUGCAUGCUUGCUGUUUCUGGUCAAGUGUUGCAGCACCAGUUAGAAGCAGGGAAAGCUGGAGUGGCAGCUUCUUUUUUCUAUAGAAAGGGUGCCUCUAGAAAAGAUUAAUGCAGGUUGUUAGUCAAUAUGUGUUGCUUUGUCUCCCAUCUGUCAAAAGUGCUAGAUAUCCUUGUGGGAGACUAAUCAAGAAAGUAUCUUGCUGUGGGCAACACCAAUGAGCCCUGAUAUUAGAAUUUCACCUCCAACAUUUCUCCGAUGAAAAUAGGGACGUCCCAUUCCAUAAUGAUAAUUUUGCUAUUUUUACCCCACACAUCUUACUGGGCUGCCCCAGCCACCUGGGGCAGCUUCCAACAUAUAUAAAAACACAAGUAAACAUUAAAAAAACUUCCCUAUACAGCAUUGCCUUCAGAUGGCUCGGGGCUCGAAUAACUCCAUAUCCUCCAACAUUUCUCCAAUGAAAAUAAGGACAUCCGAAGGAAAAGUGGGAUAUUCCGGGGUCAAAUUAGAAACUGGGAUGGCUUCUCUAAAUCAGGGAUAACCCUAGAAAAUAGGGAUACCUGGAAGGUCUGAUACUUUGGUUUCUGUUCAGGAGUAGCAUCCAAGAAAUAGCAAGGGAAGGGAAAAUAAUUUAUUAUCACUUGUGAAAUUUCUGGAGGCUUCCUUUCUGUUUGUUUUGCAUAUCCUACUGGAGGCCUUGCCCACUGCAGUUUGAACAUCCACACCACUUGGCUGCUGAUUAAUAACUGCUACUCUUACUCUUACAUGCAGAAAUAAGUUUUGCAUGGAAAUUGUUUCUAAAAUGGAUUCCUAGACCAGAACUUCAAAUAGUUGUAUAACUCAUGGUAUUGUUCCUGUGAAGUUCUGCCAUUCUAAAAUGUUUAUUACACUUUAUCCUGUCCUUCCUCCACACAGCUCAGGGUGACCUCUGUGGUCUUCCUGUUAACAUCACAGCAGCCCUGAGACAUAGGGUCAGUCCAGUCCACAUAGGUCAAUCCAAGGCUGUUUUGUUCCUAUGAAUUAACUUUGACAGUCAUGGUUUCCCCACAGAAUCCCCUUUCCCAAUGAUUGCUUGCAUCAGCUUCCAUGGGUCCUCCAUCUCUCAGGUGCCUGUCAUGAACCAGAAGGCACUCUGUGUCCUCACACACCAUGCUUUUUCUGGAUUGACCUAACCACCACUUGUACACUGCCGCUAGGAAAUAGUAAUGAUAAGUAUGCAGCUGCUGGUUACAUCCCCUCCAGUGCUGGCUGUGAAUGUACAGUCCUUAUGCCAGAGUAUUUGAGUGUGGGAAAAUUUAAAUGCAGGACUUUAACAGAAGCAGUGUGUUAGUGUAACAUAAGGCAAAGAGUAUCCCCUGAGUAGUGCACGUAUAAUAGCUUCUGUGUAAGUAAAGAAUCAAUACAUUGUAAUUAAACAUUGGGCAGGCUCUUGUGGAGAGAGGGAGAAAGUUGGAUCUCAAAUCAAAACCCUUUUAUGUAAUUUUAUGUGAAGAAUUUCUUAUUCAUUUGAUCAGUCUUGAGAGACUAAACAUCCUAUGUCCUUAUCACUAGAGGAAAAGAUUACUACUUAAUUUGCUUCUUUAAGUGGGAAAUGGACAAUAUACUUUGUCCAUUGGAUGCUUGGAUGCUUCCUGGCAUAUUUAUUAAAUAUCAUUAUUCUUAUCCAGUAUGGGUACAUGCUGGCUCUCUGCUGAGCAUACAAAAGAGUGGAAGCAGAGCAUCUCAUUCUUUACAAUGUAGGGGGAAUCUUCCAUGUGUAAAAAUGCCACAAAAAUUGUCGUACAUAUAUAUUGAUCCUCAAAAAGAUAUUCUGUUUCCUAUACCUUUUCCAGCUACACAAAUUAGAAACCAAGGGUCUUUUUUUUAAUUUCAACACAAAGAAUAUGUUCAAAGAGUAGUAAGGGACUCUAAUAUUCCAGUGACAGAAGCAAGCGAUUUUGAAUGCAGUCUGUUGAGUAUGCACUGAAAAUAAUUUGUUCCAAUUUAUGUAUAUCCUUGCUGAGAUAACUAGUGCCAUGUGCUGUUUUCUACCCAAGGCUCCUCCAGAACAGUGUAGACUUUAUUUCCAUGACUCACCACAGGAACUCUGCUAUCUUACUGUUCUGUCAUUGUAUUGCUCUGUGUGGUCUUAUCAAACUUCCUGCCUACUAUCAUUUUGUGCUGUUUAGCGGAAUUAUUGUUUUUCAAGCAUGCUAUUGCCUUCCCACUGAAUGUUGUUCUUCAAGAUUCCACCCCCCUCUCCUUCCCUGCAUGUUUUUCUCAUUUUAUGGUUUACUAUCCUGCCUCUUUUCCAAGUCCAUUUCCUACCACAGGUCAACAACUCCCAAUUUACUACCCCGGAAUUACACAAGGCAUUGUUUACUUUCUUUUAUGGUCAUUAAUGAAGAUGUCAGCAGAAACCAGAACUAGCACACUUGUGAACUAGCAUAACAGUUUGUCAUUACCCUUUAAAACAGGGUCGAAAAUAAUGAGGACAAACCAAUCUGGAAAUUCAUCAAAAAAUAAAUAAAUACAGUCAUACCUUGGUUCUCAAAUGGAAUCCGUUCCAGAAGUCUGUUCGACUUCCGAAAACCAAGGCUUGGCUGCAGGAACUUCCUGCACUCAAUUGGAAGCCACGGAACCCCCAUCAGAUGUUCAGCUUCCAAAAAACGUUUGCAAACCAGAACACUUACUUCUGGGUUUGCAGGGUUUGGGGGCCAAAACGUUCGAGUCACAAGGCGUUCAAGAACCAAGGUACGACUGUAGAUGCAUUUUUCUAUCUUAACAUAUCUUACUGUAUCAUAUACUAUACAAUUACAUUGAUGCUGGAAGCCUAUUGCUCUCUAACUAAUUGACUUGUUUGUAUUGACUUUUGACACUGAAACAAAGUUAUCAUUACACAAAUCCUUGAGUUGGGUUUGCAGACUGAGUCCUAUGGAUUGGUUGUAUUUGCAGCAGGAGACCACAUCCAGAAAGAUACAUCUGUAUUUGUUAUAAUUCUACUUAACCAAUCUCUGUUAGUUCUGACUGAUGAGCAUUUGCCAGGGUGGGGUUGCAGAAGUGUAAAUCAGGUUGAAUUUGCCUUAAAGAGGUAUGUGUGUUGGGGGAGGGGGAAAGCAACCCUAUUUUAUUUUAUUUUUAAUAAAAUAGAAUGCUUCCGGUAAUCAAUUUCGGCUUCAUAUAGGAUAUAAAUUUUAGAAAUAAGAAGUUGAUACUGAAUCCAUUCUAUUAUUAACAGACCAAGAUGGCUGAAGGCUCUUUUUCUGCUUCAGACUUUUAAACACCCCACAUUCAUUUGCAAUCGUGUGAGACUCUCCUGGCUAGGAAUUGAAGGAUCUGACAAUUUCUAUCUGUUUUUAAUUUUUCCCAUCUUAAAUUUUUGCAACAAUUUCAUAAGAAUAAACCUAUGAAAGUUCUUCAACAUUUUUGUGUGACUUUUUCCUAUUUAACGCAUUUUUGUAUGCAGUUUUCACUACAUAAUGAGCACAUUUUUUGCAAGUGAUUUCUCCCAGUAUAGUGCAUUUGUGUGUGUUACUUUCAGUACUAUAUUCAUUUUUAUGCACUUUUGCCCCUAAUAUAUGCAUUCCUGUGACAUUGUUUGGUAGAAGAACGGCAUCACAAAAUUCAGAAAAGGGUGGCUUUUGAAGGAGGGUUGUGUUUCCAUUCUCAUAUUGUUAUGGAAAUUCGGGUGUUCCCCCACCUCACCCUACCCCACCCCACAACCUUAAUAUGGAAAGUGGGAAUUAAAUGGGAACUGAAUCAAAUUUCUUCCCCUUCCCUACUUCAAAUACAGACUUCAAGUCUGGCAUCACUUUCCGGAAUGCCCAUGUAUGUGGCCACAUGACACAAUGGGCAUUCUAUGAAGUGCUGUCAGGAUGGAAGCCUUUGCGAAAAGAGUUCUGCACUCCUCCAAGUGUAAGCGGCGGUCUCUGAGGUAUUACCUAGUAAGUUAAGAGCAACCAUUCUGCCCCACAAAAUUUCACAAAAAUUAUCCCAUUCUCCAUGAAAGAGGCCAGGGUUGGGAAACCUCUUCUGUAAGGAGCAAAGGGUUUCAUGAGAAUAAUAGGUGCAGUUCGGCACAGUUUUAGUCUAGAGCUGGUUAUUGCCUAUAUAAUGCUGAAAUACAGUCCUGAUAAUCUUCUGUUGUUCUUUUUGAUUCCACGAUGUAAAUCAGUCCACUUGCUUAUCCAUCCAGUUUCUUAAAAUAAAAUCCAGCUGCAUAUUGCUUGUCUUCUGACAAUUCUGUGGAAUGUGGUGGGGUUUUUUAAAACUGACUGCCGAACUAAUAAAAACAGUAAAAAUUAUCUGUCGUAGAAAUAAAAAAGCCCGCUGCAGGUUCCUAGUGGAUGAGUCAGAGCUGAUCGUGGCAGCAAAGCCUUUAGCCAGAUAUUUCUCACAGUUUCCUAGACAAAGCAAAGGGUCCCUGUUCUUUAUGUUCUUCUGCCACCUGCCUGCAUGCUACAGUGAUGCUGCAAAAGAGGCUUUUAAGAAAGCUUGCAAUGCCAAACGUCUGGUGUUAUAGAAUGAGCAGAAGCUAACUGAUAAAAGCCAAUUUAUAGUAUAUAUUCAGGUGGAUCUUUUCUCCCCUUUGUGCUUUAAAGUUGUGGUGUUUUUUUGUUUUUUUUAAUGGCUAUGGUUUUAAAGCAGGGGUGGGAAAUCGUGGCCCACAGGCCUUAUGAGGCACACACAGCUUCUCUGUUCAGUUUUCUGCCCCUGUUCUCAAGCCUCACUCCCAUUAGCUUUGCCUCCAUGGUACCAUUUCCUGUAGCCGUUACCUUCCCCCCACCCACCCAGCCUCGCCAACGCUGGAAACUGGAGCAUGGCAAAAAAUAAGGAGGGCUGUGAGACACCCAAAAGGGAAGAAUUGCACUGGAAUUUCUUCAAACAGCAAGGCUUCUUUUAAAGACAAUUCUAAUGCUAUUAUACAGGGGGAUCUGGGAUGGUUCUUUUUUUGAGGGGAAGGAAUGGAGAAUGAAUAGAUGAAUACUGUAUGUGUCUGCAUGUUUACAGGUGUGUGUGUGUGUGUGUGUGUGUGUGUUAGCAUGAAUGAGGUGUGUAUGUGGCUUUGGCCCCACCUACUUCUGGUUUGGCCACUCCUGGCACAGAGCCUUGAGAAAGUUUCCAAGGGUAUGUGGCUCUUUUGCCAACAAAAAUGUUUCCGUGGACUACCUGCACAUUUCAUCCACUUCUGUUGAAAGGGUGGGGGAUAUACAGUGGUACCUCAGGUUACAUAUGCUUCAGGUUACAUACGCUUCAGGUUACAGACUCUGCUAACCCAGAAAUAGUACCUCGGGUUAAGAACUUUGCUUCAGGAUGAGAACAGAAAUCAUGCUCCGGCGGCGCGGUGGCAGCGGGAGGCCCCAUUAGCUAAAGUGGUGCUUCAGGUUAAGAACAGUUUCAGGUUAAAAAUGGACCUCCAGAACAAAUUAAGUACUUAACCCGAGGUACCAAACAAAUCUGGGUGGGAGAGAGGUUAAACCUGGGUGGGAGAGAGGUUGUUGAGUAUCUGAUAUAUGAGUGGUGGGUUGCACUCAGCUUGAGCUGUACUAAAAGACUAGCAAGAAUCUGUUUGCUGUGGAUCAGAAUUUAAUAGAUGCACAUGCAAACAAGUAACAACUAGGUUUGGAUUGACAGACUCCUCCCCAAAUCUGGAUGCCAUAUGGACAAAAAGUCCAAGCUAUUCAAGAAUCCAAUUUAGUUUAGUUGGUUAUCAUUUUUACAGGAGUUUGUAUGGGUGUCCUGCUCUAAUGAGUGUGCCUUGAAAUAAAAAGUAGGGACUAGGUUUCUGCCUAAUAUUAUAUUUAUUCAUCCAUUAACAUACAGUUGAAAUACCUUCUCUAUUGUCAUUUCAGUAGAGUUGUGUUUAUUUAUGAUGGUGUAUUUAAAACUUUAGGACAUCCAUACUAAGUUUUCAUUGCUGACUUUUCCAGGAGCCACAAAGGAAGGGCAAAAGUCUCAAGAGGAAUAGGUGGGAGAACUGAAAUUGGGAUGGCAAAUGAAAGCUCUUGCCAUUCUGUUUGAACUUUGCCUUUUAUGUCAAAGUGUAAGGUAGAACAAGCAAGCAAGAUUUUUUUUUAUUUUUUAUUUUAAGUACAGUGCAAGAACUUGCUUUAGUCUGUAGAUCAGUCAACCCGAAGUCAUUGUGUAGACUGGAAAUGAUUUAUGAGUACUGGCAGACAGAGUUCAUGGACACACGCUAGGAGUCAACACAACGUUUUCUGCGAUAUUCAAUUUUUAUAUUAAAUAUUUACCUUCCUGAAUAUGUAUGAGAGGAGUUAAUGAGAAAUGUGCAAGUGUAGACAAAGUUAGGAUUUGAAUAGACUGCCCUGUUUAUUUUCUGGCUAUAUUGAUUUUUAUUUUUAGUAAGGUGCUAGGGUAGCACAACCUUUUGUGCAGUUGAUGUCUUGAAAUAGUUGAGUGCAGCAAUAUUUGUUAGGGAAUACGAAUAUCAAAUAUGUAUUUAUGCUCAAAUUUUGAAGUGUGUUUUGAUUUUUACAGAAAUGUGGAAAAGGAAGAAGGGAGAUGGGUUGUAGAAGUCAACCAUGUUUUCUACUUGAAUUUGUAGGUUUUAUAAAACAAUGCCUAUUACAAUUCUGGUGGUUUUUCUGUUUUAAUUUUUUUGUUCUGGUAUUGCUGCUGUCAAAUUAGUUCAUAUUGUAAUUUGAUUUGAUUCCAUAUUUUUAUAGAGUAUUUGCUGUGAGUGGCUCUUACUUUGGGGCUGAAGACACAAAAAAUAUAAAUUAAUGUGCUCCCAGUUUGUCUUCAUUUUAGCUUCAGGCUGUUGUUUUUAAUUUAUUAAUUGUCUUUUAUACAGUCUUCAAGAGACAAUGUACAAGAAAAACUGCCAGAAAACCCAGUUUUUAAGAAACAGCAAGUGCAUUUUAAAAAAAGAAACCUAAAACCAUAAAAAAUAGACAGUCAUGACAAAUAUAUACUCAUGAUAAAGAGUUCAGAAUCUGAGGUCAGUUGUAAUGGAAGUAGUGGACAACUGAAAACUUUUCAGAGUACUUCUUGAUUCUAGUGCUAUAAUAUUUUGUGUUGAGUGUCCACUAUUCACUGUGACACUUUUUAUCACGGGUUUCUUCUAUAUCUAUAUCUUUCUGCUGCAGUCACCCAACAAACCAACAGUACCUCAAGAGAAGAUAAGGCCUCUCACCAGCCUCGACCACCCCCAGAGUCCCUUUUAUGACCCAGAAGGAGGAUCCAUUAAGUCAGUAGCCAGAGUUGUCAUUGAAAGGAUUGCACGGAAGGUACCAGUAUGGCAUUCCUUACAGCAAUACAAAUUGAAUGGGGGGUGGGGAUAAAUCUAAUAAUAAAGCUGGAACAUAGAACUAAUUUGUUCAUUACUAGAUUUUUCAACUGAUGCAUAAGAAGCAUCAAUGAGAAGCUAUGAAUUGAUCGUUCUGUCUAUGUUGGGUCAGUGGAGACAUGAGGGUCCCAAUCUCUUAAUGUUAAGUGACUGAGAGGGAGCUACAAGUUCAUACAGUGCCUCUCCAGAGUACCCAGCUGAGCAAAUUCACUACCUUUCACUUUAAUCACAGUUAAGGGAUGCAUUGGCCCCAAUCAGUUUGCUUGAGAGGAUGACCACUUCUUGCCAAUACAUAUGAGUACAAAUGGAACCCCUCCUAGAGGCUCGUUUUUCAAGGACUCACCAAAGUUUAGCAGCACUGGGUCUGAGGAAACCAGAGAACUGGAUUACUCUUUAUUUCCUAUGCAGAUGAUUUCAGGGUGUGCAUAACUGCUUCCGACUGUGGUUGGUAGUCAACUAACUCACUGAGCUAGCAGAAGCCGGCGCAGGGAUUCCUGCAAACACAAAAUGACUCCCCCCCGCCCCCGCCCUGAACCCUCUCCAAAUCUUCUUCUGAGCGUUUGGAGAACUCUCAGAACAGCAUAGGGAGAUCAUUCCAUCAGGCAAACAGAAAGGCAAGUGCCAGUACAACCCCAUAAUUCCCCACAUGCCCUCCCAGUAACAUCUGGCAUUAUGACUAAUGAGAUCAUCACGUUGGAUGUUUUCCCACGUUGCCAGCAUUUUAAACCACAUUUGCCUUUUACAAAAUUCUCCUUUGCAUCUUAGCUUGCCAUUUCUGACUCGUAUUUGAAAGCUUCUCCAGAGAGAAGUUUCAGCAGCUCUCAUUCUUCAGAAGAGAGGCCUAGGUACCCUUGAGGCUUUAGCUUCCUGGGCUACUUCACAAGACUUACAUUUACAAAAGGACCUCAUGACUUCACUAGGCCUUCACUAGGUUACACUCCAGGGACACAGAUCUUGUUUGUACAUAUUCAGGCAGCUGAUUUUCCAUUCCAGCGCCUGCAACUGCAUGGUUUCCUCCGCCAAUUUAAACACUUGAAAAUGUUUCUUUGCAGGGAGAGCAGUGCAAUAUUGUCCCCGAUAACGUUGAUGACAUUGUUGCAGAUCUUGCCGCAGAAGCUCCGGAAGAUGAAGGUACUUUUUAAUUAUGUUCUAUUUACACAAGUUUGUGUUUUGCUUCAUCCUCCAGUGCUGCUACUCUAUAUUUCACGCCUACUGCAUUAUUAUUAGGACAGUAUUAAAAACAGGAAGGGGGAAAAACAAUUUGCUUACCCAUUUGUGGUUGGAGCCAGCAUCAUUACUUAAUAAACACCCACAGUGAUGGUGUCAGCAGGCAGAAUUUUUUGGAAUUGAAAGCAGCACUAUACUAAUUUAGAAGAAGCCUAAUCCCACUGACUUUAUUAUCCUGCGCUGGGUUGGUCUUCGUCAGGCUCUACUAUUUUCCUCAUCUAACUGCUCUUCUUUAUUAAUGAUUGUGUUUGUCUAUGAGGACAGGCUGCCCUUGUAAGCCUAUAAUAUGUGUAGAAUUCAAAUGAGAGCAGGAAUGAUUCAGCCAUAUGCACUAGUAUCUUAAAUCGAGUAUCGUAGAGAUUACGGAAUUUGUUUUCAAAAGUAAGAAAGGGUGUUAUCUCUUAAAUUCAAAAGUUAAUUGCCUCAUUGUCAUUUGUGCCUUUUUCUACUUUUGUCUAGGAUGCAAGCAAUUUCUGUGAGUUCUUUUCCUUUGAAAACUCAUUAGAAUUGCACAUUUACAAGUCUAUAUUUCAGAAUUGCUUGUAGAGCAGGUUGCCUUUAAAAAAAAAUUAAAUAUCUGAAUGAUUUUGGCCAUCGUCUGACUGUGUGACUUCUCAGUACUGCCCUUUUUAUCUGGUCCAGAAGCUUCAGCUAGUGCAAAAUGCAGUGACCAGACUGCUUGGAGGAGCAGGUUGCUGGCAACAUGUUACUCCAGUGCUGAGAGAAUUGCACUAGUUGCCAAUUUGAUACUAGGCCAGGUAGGACACAGGUGGCACUGUGGUCUAAACCACCGAGCCUCUUGGGCUUGCUGAUUAGAAGGCUGGCAGUUCAAAUCCCCAUGACAGGGUGAGCUCCCAUUGCUCUGUCCCAGCUCCUGCCAACCUAGCAGUUUGAAAGCAUGCCAGUGCAAGUAGAUAAAUAGGUACCACUGCGGUGGGAAGGUAAAUGGCAUUUCCAUGCACUCUGGCUUCCAUCAAGGUGCUCUGUUGCGCCAGAAGCUGUUUAGUCAUGCUGGCCCCAUGACCUGGAAAGCUGUCUUUGGACAAACGCCGGCUCCCUCAGCCUGAAAGUGAGAUGAGCAACACAACCCCAUAGUAACCUUUGACUGGACUUAACAGUCCAGGUGUUCUUUACCUUUACUAGGCCAGGUUCCAGGUUUUAGUGUUAAUCCACGAAGCCCUAAACAACUUGAACCCAAAAUGUCUUAAGGACCAUCUGACCCCUACCUUGAUCACUGAGAUCUUCUGCUGGGGCACUUCUGGUGGUUCCUCACACACUACUGAAGUUCAGUUGGACUUUCCUAUGGUAUUGAGCUUGUAGUGGGGCAGCCCCUGUGCUGCAGAACACCUUGCUGUGUAGAAGGUCCAGCAGGAAUCAUCUCAACCGUUUUUCAGACAGCAUCUGAAAACUGUCUUGUAAAGACUAGCCUUGGAAAUCUGAUUUUCUUUUUCAAUCAACUGAUGUUCCUAAUGAUAUUUUCACUGGUGCUUUUACUGAAUUUAUUAUAAUCUUGCAUACUGCCUUGUCAUACUGCCUUUUCACUUUUGUGAAAGUGUGGAUUAUAAACACUUAAAUGAAGAAAUAAAUGAAGUGAAAUUCCGGCCCUCCCAUCUUCUUUAGACCAUGCUGCAACUGCUGACUUAUCCUGUACUGUUUGGAACAUGGAGCAGCAUAACAGGAAGUAGCUGCUGAAAGGCAGACUAAACAGGAAGAUUUUUCAUUAAAUUCUACUGGAAGAUGUUCUGGCUUAUCCAUUACUGUGGAAUAGCCACUUAAUAUGCCUCUGUAUGCAGUCUUCUAGUUGUCUUCAGAGCUGUGAUCUGACACGCAGAAUAAGUGAGCAACAUGUCACACCAGGCAACUCAAAAAGUGGUAGAAAAGAGCAUGGCUGUCAUUCCAUAUAGAAGGAUGCUUUGUAGAGAUGCACCUCAUUUCUUCCUGCAGAUAGUACCAGCUUCAAUCCCUGGCAUACCCAGUGAAAUAAUAUCACACUAGGAGGCAUGUAGAAGAGUUUUGUUUUUGUUUUUAAAACCCCUUGACCUAUUUGAGCAAGAUAGUUUGAUUGGCUGGCAAUGUUACACUGAAAACGUGUGUGUGGUUGCAUGCAAAAUAAUUUGAGUGGCUAGUCUAAGAUGCUCUGUGAGCACCUGUGUACAUAGCUGAGAAUUCCAGAUAGUCGUUGGCGAGAAGUGUUCAUAAAUGAAUGAGAUGUGAGAAGAUGAAGAAAACAGAAGGCACAAUAGAUAAAUGGGAGUAUUGACGAAAUUCAUCCCUAGGCUUGUUUGUCCUUUUGAAAGUCAUUUGUGAUGGUGGUGGCUGUCUUAAUAUCCUAUGGCAGUGAGUUCCAUAGGGUAAUUAUUAUGCACCAUGUGAGUAACUGUUUCUUUUUGCUUUUUUCUUUUAGACGACACUCCAGAAACCUGCAUCUAUUCCAACUGGUCCCCAUGGUCAGCCUGUAGCUCUUCCACGUGUGAAAAGGGCAAGCGGAUGAGGCAGAGGAUGCUCAAAGCUCAACUUGACCUCAGUGUGCCUUGCCCAGAAACGCAGGACUUUCAGCCAUGCAUGGGCCCAGGCUGCAGUGAUGAAGGUAGGAAAGAGAAGAAAGGGGGGGUUGAGAUAAAGGUAUACUUCUCUUCCCACCCACCCCACAUCCAGAUGAGACUUAGAAAAGAAAUGGCAAUUGUAUUCUAUAUUUUAGAUGGCUCCACAUGUAUGAUGUCCGAGUGGAUAACGUGGUCCCCCUGCAGCGUCUCUUGUGGCAUGGGAAUGCGGUCGAGAGAAAGAUAUGUGAAGCAGUUCCCCGACGAUGGCUCUAUAUGCAAAGUACCCACAGAAGAGACCGAGAAGUGCAUUGUGAAUGAGGAGUGCUGUAAGUAUUUGAUUUAGCCUACCUCGCUGAAUCAGCAUAAGAGCUGCCUGUGAUCCCUCUAUUAAAGGAGUGCCAGUAGACUGAUCUUCUUUCUGCCUAUUGCUAUCAAUAGCUCCUAGUACCUGCCUGGUGACUGAAUGGGGGGAGUGGGACGAAUGCAGUGCCAGCUGUGGGAUGGGAAUGAAGAAACGGCACCGGAUGAUCAAGAUGACCCCAGCAGAUGGAUCCAUGUGCAAGGCAGAAACCACGGAAGCUGAGAAAUGCAUGAUGCCCGAAUGCCGUAAGUAGCUGAGAUUCACCCAAUCACUGUGUGGGAAAGUGGCAUGUCUCCCCGCCUUGAGAUGUGGCUCAACUACAGCUUGUUAUACUCAGAGACAAGCAAAUUUGCAGGUGGAAGAAAGGCUUGGGAAGGCAACUGAGCUGAUGCUUCUCGCGUAGCCAUGUUGCAUAGGGCAUGUGGCCUAAAGUUAGGGAGGGAUGAACUGGCCUGUUUUGGGUAUGUGCCCCUUUCACAUAUUUUUACCCAUAAUUCUAUUCCAUUUCCACAUUAAUCUUCAAUAUUAAAAAAAUCAUCUCAAACUACAUAUUAAAAAUUAUGAAAACUGUUCUCUUAAAACGUAUGUAUUUAAAUUGUGACACACACCCCAUCUUCAAAUUAUGUAUUAAAUGCAUACUGUGUCACAAUAUUCAAAGAGGUUCAAACUCAGCAGAUGGCUAACAUCUGCCCUACUUGUUAGUCCAGGUCCUUUUGCAUAAGGAUUUGCAAAGACUUCAGCAUCCCAAGCGGCCUUGGCGCUGGGGAUGUGCUUUCUCUUUUCUCUAAAGUCUAAACUACUUUAAAUAGCUAUUGCAACAUCCUACAAAAUUCCUUUGUCUCUUGAUGAUUAAUCCCAUUUGUUUGGCAGCUUUAAAGCUUCAAAUGCAAAACCUGCCAUUAUUGACUUCAUCUCCCUUUUCUUGGGCUGCACAAAAGAGCACUUGUUUCAGAUGGAAAGUUAUGUGAUUCAUUUCGGCAAAGCCACCUUUAACAGUAUUAGCAGGGAGGUGGCAUAUAAUUACAGAGUGCACUUAAGUAAAAGAUACCACUUUAACUCAGAUUUGAAGUCAAGUCUGUAACAUGACGUAUGCUGGAUAUUCUUAAUCUAGGCGUUCUUUUUCUACAUCACUAUCUUCAGAUAAUUUCCUAGGCCAGGAAGAUUAUGGGCUGUGGUUUGAAUGCAACCCCAGGGUGUUUGACCCACAGUGCCACCUGUUAAGCCUGAAAUGGUGCAACCAACUCCACUACCCCAUUCUGCUGCAUUUUUAUACCUGCCCUCUAACCCUAGACUAGGGCAAGGCAGAUGGAAGGGUCAAAGACCUUUAUAAUGAAGAAGUCAGGUCCAGGGCAACAGGGCUGAAAUAUGGAGGGAUCCAGAGAAUUGAGGGCAAGGGGAACUGGCCAGAAGGAUGAGACUGAUAUGCAAAAAUAACCCCAGAAUCCCCUGAAACAGAUAAAGAAUAGGCUGAACAGAUGAGGAGGUUCACAUGAGCAGGAUCUGCAGGGGUUUGAAAUAUUUCUGAUUUGAAAUAGCCUUCCAGAUCUCUAUUUUGGAAAACCAUUUGCUUCUGAUUUCUUCUGCAGCCAAAAUUAUUCACCUUUUUAAAUCAAUAUUCAUCUCAGUUAUGUUCAUCUGACCACGGUAUGAAAAGAAACCCCAUCAACUAUACAUCUAUAGCACUGCUCCUGCCUGUUUUAUAGGUUUUGGCUGGCUCUCGUGCAUAUAUUAAUGGGACCAUAAAUCAGUUCACUAGAUACAAAAUUGCAUUUCCCCAUGUAUGGACCAUUUCAUACAACAUUGGCCUGAAGACUCAAGUCGAGAGGAGAGCUCCACGCAGAAUAAGCAUGCAUUAAACAUAUGCUGCAGAAUAUAGCUUUCAAAUUCUUAUUCUUAAGUAUGUACAGGCACACGCUAAUACGUAAUGUACAAAAUGGCUCUGAGGCUAACAUUAAUUAGUAUCUCUCAAGCCUCUCCUGUCACUGUGAUUUAUGUACUCAGUCCAGCGAACCUUUGCAUGUUAUGAAAUCACCCAUAAAUCAGUCUAAUGUGAGAUCUCAAUGGAUUGACCUCAAGUCUUGUAAAAGAAUAAACAGCACCAUUGGGUGGCUAGAGGACUAGCCAUCUCCAGGCUAUAAAAAUCAUCAGGGAGUGCAAGCAGCUGUGUGCCACCCCCAUCAUGCCAGUCACCCUUGUUUACUGUUUUUACACAUCAUGAAACCAGCCCCAGGAAACCGUAGUGGUGUGAACUGAUGCUGACCUGACUUUACGAGGUGUGAAAAUAUCCCUUGUCUCAGGCUCCAUUCCCUGCCUAGCCAGUGUCAGUUUAACUCUGGACUUUGUUCUCUCCAGUUCACUCUCUUGACUGAAUUAUUCCUGGAUUUCCCUCACCCCGUUCUCUUGGUACAUUUUCUCAUUGGCACAUGUAACAAUUUCCUUCAAGAACGCCUAACAAAUACCACAUUCUAGCAUGGGUGAAUGAAUUCAAUUGACCUGACUUUAGAAAAAUAAUCAUUUCAGGUUUCAUGAAAUACAUUCAAAAUCACAACAAAGAGCCAUAAAUGCAUCUUCAUUGAUACAAUACUAUUAGCAUCUAGGGGCACCAAACUAUCCAAAAUGAUUUUUUUAAAGCUUUGGGGGGGACACUAAUUUUGGGGCCCCUAAAUCAAUGUAUAAGUAUUUACAAAGGUAUCUUGCUUCAUCUCCUCUUUACUGAAGCUGCAUUGUAGAGUAAACAUACCACGCUGUGCCAGUUUGCACACCAUAGUCAUUCAACCACUGGAUGUAAAUGUGUCCAGAGUUUUCCAGUGUUGUAUGACCUCUAACCUCUUUGGUGGAAGCCACUAGGGCUUACAAUGAUACUUGAACUGUAGCUUUCUUGGAUUCCUUACACUGGUGAUGUGCUCAUUGCUCAAAGCUAUGUUAAAGUAAACUCGUUUUCUCAGGGCACAUGUAGAGUUCCAGUUGAACUGAGCUUCUUGGCAAAAGCAGCUGCCAUUUAAAUUGGAGAAAUAGCACAGGGGAGAUGGGUUAACUCUGUCCCCUCAUAGCCCUGAGCCAAUUCAGGGAGAGGACAGACUGCUCCCAAGAUGGAAAAAAGAGAGACUGGGGGAGCUGAUUGCAAUUUCUCAUUUGCCCCACAAGUGAGAAAGAUGGGGUGAUGGGGUCACUGGUGUUUGCACCCUGGUAGUCAAUAUGGAUUUGAGCCAACAAGGGUCCUCCUCCAUUGCAAGAUCCACAGUACCAAUCCAGUCUUUACCAAGUGGCCCUGUCCUCCAGCUUUUUCCAAAUGGCUGGACAACACUUUGAAAUUAAAGCCUGGCUGUGAGCUAGUCAAUCUUUCUCCCUUGCGCUAGAUACCAUUCCCUGUAUGCUGUCUCCUUGGUCUGAAUGGAGUGACUGCAGCGUAACAUGUGGAAAGGGGAUGAGGACCCGACAGAGAAUGCUGAAAUCUGCAGCAGAGCUUGGAGACUGCAAUGAGGAGCUGGAGCAAGUAGAAAAGUGCAUGCUGCCCGAGUGCCGUAAGUACAGAUGUCUGGAGUCUGAAGGCCAGGUUGCUGUUUCCCUUCCCCUUCUUUCCUAUUCAGCAUGCUGCUUGGCCAGAAAUCUGGUCAUUCUGUUUGCUUUGACAAAGUGCUACUCCUAACCUGAUCAUAGCCUUGAGUCAAGAGCGGUGAUGCACAGCUACACAGGCAUUGCCGAAGCACCAUUUCCACACAAGCUGUCAGGGCAGGGUCAUCGACAAGCAGACUGACAUGGGCAAGGAAGUGGGAACAUGGAGAUCUGGGACAAAGAUGUAAGUCAGACCCAAAGUACAAAUGAGAAGGCGGAAAUCAAGGAGCAAGGCAGAAAUCAGUACCAAAUAACAAGAGCUACAGAGCUGAAGAACAGGGUGGUCUUUACCAAGGGGUGCAAGGGGUGUGGUGCACCCGGGCGCUGAAUUCUGGGGGGGGGGGCACCAAAUGUAUACCCACUGUACACCAGUCCCUCUUGAUUUGCAGCAGUGAAAAGCAAUAGAGCAGAAGUCCCCACCCCCCUCCUCCAUUGCUCUGUUACUCUGUAGCAUCAUAUAUUCCCGACGAGUCAGGAAACAAAAGCAGGUUUUUUUUGCUGCAUUGUUGUUACAGGUGAGUGAUUCCCCCUUCCCAAAAAAGCUCAACAACCUUGAGUUGGCCCCCCCUAAAAAAGGUCAACAAAGAACUUUGGGGGUGCUGGGCAGAUCUUUGCACCCCGGCGGCUCACAUGCUAAAGACUGCCCUGCUCAAGAAGACCUUGUUGCUUGAAUAAGGCUUGGCUGAGUGGGCAGAGUCAGUCCAAGGCUUGAAGAUACUUUGCUUAUAAGCUGUCACCUUAGAAGCUGUCACCACACAGGGCACAGAUAUCAGCAGCUCCUGACACAAGGGUAGAAUGUCUAAUUCUAUUGCAGAGAUCACAGAGAAUGAUUUCUUCUGUGUCAGUGUUGGAGAGCCUAUGAAAGGCCUUCCUUGCUGCUGAAAAGUGUUUGCAAUGGUGAUGCAGAACUACUGCUAGUUCUAUCACACACCUGAUGCCUGCAGAAAGCAGGCUUCGGUUCUACUGCCCACCUGCUGAUCAACAGUAGAAAUGAAGCUUUCUGGAUCAGCUGCACCUGGUGUUUUGACAUCCCAAAUUCAAGGCUUCAAAAGUGCCCAAGCCCCUGACUCGUUCUGAUGUCAGAUGGUUGACAGAUGGGCAGCCCCACCCCCUGUCAGAUUUGGCCCAUGGAGCCAAAAAGAUUCCCCACCCUGAACUCGAGACUUCCCAAAAGAUAGCUCAUACUUUUAACUGCUAGAUCAUCCCAGCUUUCAAAUGGUGAUGACUGCAGGAUCUUUCUGUUUUGGCUCCCCAACCUUGCUCCCACUUCUGGUCUCCUAACUCUGCCCACCCACAAGAGUGUUCCAUUAUAGAGCCAAGUGCCACUUAAAUUCUUUGAAAAGAUUUUACCCUUCCAAAGAUCCAGGUUAUUCUCACUAGGCAUCCAAGUAGCCUGCAUGCUGGGGCUCUGAGGAGGAGAGUGCCACUGGAUUCUGCCAUAGGAGGCAUGAAUGAGUUCAAGGUAAUGGGUUGGUUCAUUACAGUGGGAAGUAGAGGAAAAGAGUGUAGGGGGAGAGAAUAACAGUGCCUUGUUGAGAGUCCCUGUGAUUCUCAGGCAUCUCUGUGUCUGUGAAAGGAACAGAAUGUGAAUGUUGUCUGAAGUGGUGCAAAAACAGCCUCUGGGUCUGUGUGCUCUAAAGACGAGCAUUUCACCGCUUCCAUAUUCAUUUCUGCCUGGCCAAUGAAAGGCCACCACAGAUGGAGAGUAAGUCCCCAGUGGAGUAAUUUGAGCUUAUUCUCAAAACAUAAUUAUAAGAAGAUGAUCUAGGUUCUGUGUUGCUAUAAAACAGCCUUCCCCAAGUUGGUGCUCCUAAGCUAGCAUGACUAGGGAUGAUGGGAGUUGUAGUCCACUGGCAUCUGUAGGACACCAGAGUGCAGAGAGCUGCUAUAAAAUUUGCUCUGAGACCAUCAGGGAAUUUUCCUGCUUUUUGGUGCCACUAUCAGAGCAUAUUGACAUUGUUCCUUAACUUCAUUUGUUUGCGUAGCUUGAUGCUCAUGGCAGCCUUUCUUGUUCUGUCUGUGUAGCCAUUGACUGUGAGUUAACAGAGUGGUCUCAGUGGUCAGAAUGCAACAAAUCUUGUGGGAAAGGUCAUAUGAUCAGGACAAGGAUGAUCAAAAUGGAACCCCAGUUUGGAGGAGCUUCGUGCCCAGAAACUGUACAGCGUAAAAAAUGCCGGAUAAGGAAAUGCUUGAGAAAUCCCAAUAUUGAGAAACGGCGGUGGAAAGAGCCUCGUGAAAAAAGGAGAAGUGAGCAGGCAAAAGAAGAUGUAGAUGGCGAGCAAUUUCCAGGUAUGUGUUGUAGACGUUGCUUGGAACUGUUGUGCCACCAAAAACUAGUUAAAAGAGGAGCAAACAGGCGCACAACCCUAGACUACAAUACUAGUUUGUUUAUUUAUUCCUGAGUCAUUUAUAGAUUCUGAACUGGUCCCCAGAGAUCACAGGAAUGAUUAACACACAACACACCCCCAAAAAAAUUAUAAAGAAAAUACAACAUGAUUUAAACCAAUUUCAGAAUAAACACAAAACAGAAUAAAACACAUACUAAGCUCAGAAAGAUCCAUUAUUUUUUCAAGUCAUGUCAAACUUAGGACCGUUAGUUUUGAAGGGUCUACUCUGAAUAAAACUUAGCUGGCUACAAGCACCUUUUCCGAAAUGUAGAAUGGGAGCACAUUCCAUAGCCUUGAUCCUCUGCUUCUGUUUGUCAUUCGUCCUAUCUAUUUAAUAGAAGGGGCCCAGUUAAUGUACUAGGUAGGGCUACUGCAGUCCCUUGUGCAUUUGUAAGAGCAGCCUAUUCACAUGGGCAACACCUGCCACUCAGAAGAUCCAUUGUGUGGAUGUGGCAGUUGAGAUAGACUCAUGAGCCACAGAUAUUCACGAGGAAUUUCUAAAAGUAUAAACUAUUUCUCAAGGUAACAUGCCGAAUGACCUGUGGAAUUAUUUAUAUAUCUAACCAUGAUAUUUUAAAAGCUUGAAGUUAAGAACAGAAAUCAAAACAAGUGUACAGAAGAGAGAAUUUUCACACAAAGUAUUGACCUUCAUGCUUUUAUUUUAUUUUAAUUUUAGGUUGUAAGAUGAAACCAUGGACUGCUUGGUCAGAAUGUACCAAACUGUGUGGGGGUGGAAUCCAGGAAAGGUUCAUGACAGUCAAGAAGAGAUUCAAAAGCACUCAGUUUACUAGUUGCAAAGACAAGAAGGAAUUAAGAGCCUGCAAUGUUCAUCCGUGUUAG